Messenger RNA from Xyrichtys novacula (pearly razorfish), 70579 nucleotides. Lineage: Eukaryota; Metazoa; Chordata; Actinopteri; Labriformes; Labridae. The record is from the annotation of a GenBank genome assembly.
GUAUUUUGGGGACUUUUCCUUUAGUGUGUAGAGGUUAAUGAUAAUAGACUUGCAUUGUAAUAUCCGGGGGGCGGUGCAGAGUGGAGUGGGCGUGUCUGCGCUCCACUGCCCCUGCCUUCCGAUCAGGAAAACGCUGAAGGAGACCCACAGAGCCACACACACACACACACACACAUACACACACUCAGCCACACGCGCACUGCAGAGGAGAGAGCGGGAGGACACGAGCUCCACUGGGGAAUAUGUCAGCUUUCUCACACGCCGAGGGACGCAGCACGAGCAGUGCAGACACACUGCCUCUGCUUUAGCUCGGCACACAAACAUCACCCUGUCCCUGGUGCUGCUACUUGUCCAUCCCCGUCCCCUUUUCCCUAUCCUUCCUCCUCCUCCUCCUCCUCUACCUCCUCCUCUUCACCGUCCCGUCGCCAGGAUGGAUAAGACGCUCAGCAGUCCGCAUUCUUUGUCAAACAAAUCCAACUCUCCCUCGUCGGACCGGGGGAACUCAUCGUCGAGGAAGCCCGGGAAGACCGGCUCGCACAGCCCGGGCUCCGGCUCUUUGGGCGGCCCGGCCGGAGCAGGGGGCGGCCGGGGAGCUGUGCUGCUGGGGAACAGCAUGAAUUUGCAGCAGCAGCAGCAGGCGAGGAGGAGGCAGCUGGAAGGAGUGCUGAGCAAAUACACUAACCUGAUCCAAGGCUGGCAGAACAGGUGAGUAAGUACACAGAGGGAGUUGAUGGAGGGUAGAUUUACUCUCAUGUUUAGGGGUCAGAUCUGUGUGGUUAGUGUUGUUAUUUGCCCCGUCCACGUUGCACUUUUACCACCACGUCACCGCCAGGGGGGAGGAAGGGGAGGUGAGGGGGUUUAGAGCCAGAACUGAACAUAUGCUGCCUUUUGAUAAACAGUUACACAAACUGUUUGAGAGGGUGAAUCAACACCAACUAAUGCAGAUAACAAAACUUUGUGUAACUCAUAAACUUGACACAUCAUGUGGAGAUACUGUUGACACAUAACCUCCUCACUUGUCUUUCACUUUUGGUUGACAGUGUCAAAAAUGUGGUGACCCACUUGUCAAUGCUCGAUGCAGCUUGGUUUGGGAGUUGGUAAAUGUCAAACAAGAGCAGAGAGGGAAGAGAAACAAGACAUUUUCACGCCACUAUUCUGUCUAUUUAUCUGAGUGAGUUUGUGUCUAAACAUGGAGUGAAUUCGGUCUCAUGCCUGUGCCAGAUCUAGCAUUUCAAAUCAAGGGUGGGUUGGGGAUGGGAAUCGAGAACCGGUUCUUGUUGAGAACCGGUUCCAAAUGGUUCAGUCCAUCGACAUCAUUUACAUUUUACGAUUCUUUUCUUCUGCCUUGAAAGACGGUUUCGCGAGUGCCAGUCAGAGAAAGAGAAAGCAUGGCGGAUGGUACGAAAAGUAGGCAGAAAUGAGCUAAAGCGUGGCUUAAUUUUACUAAGAGAGAUGACAACAGCGCAAUGUGCAACAUUUGUCGAGCAGUGAUAACAUGCAAAGGUGGAAACACCAGCUACAUGCUUAAACAUUUGUCAAUGGGGCACAGCAUCAAAUACAUAUAUAUUUUUUUGUUAUCAGAGACUCAAUAAAAUUUUGAGUUAACGAUGAAAACCAAUCAAAGAAAGGCAUUGAUAAGGGAAUCGUUAAGGAAUUGAAUCAAUAAGUAGAAUCAAUAAUGGCAUCGAUAUUGAUAAAAUCUUAUCAAUUCCCAUCCCUAGGGUGGGUUGAUGAAAAUUAAACGAGGCUACUAUGACUUUAGAUUAUCCAGGGGAUACAGAAUCAGAAUAGUGCUUCUGGGGCUCACUUGGACACAACAAGGAGUAAGUAAGAGAUUUUAGGUGUCUAACACUUUAUCCCAAGCUUUCUGAUCAAUACCUAUGCACUACUUCUUGUGAUGAUUGCAUAAUCUGAAAAGGAAAACAAAUGUUAUGAAUACUUGCAUGAAUUUCAGAGGUUAUAUGACAUUUUGGAUGCAACAUGGUUAUUUCUAAUCAACAACUUCAUGCAUCAAUUAUGCUCAAAUUAUAAGGGCUCAUAUAUCGUCAGAUAUGUCAGCUAAUGUUAUUUUACUGCAGAUUUGAUCACUACAAGUGUUUAAGAGGUGCACUGUUCAAUAACUAUCUUGAGUUAUUCGGUUUAUAAGAAAAACGCAGCAGUCGACAUAAUGAUUAACUAACUGUUCCCGCUCAGGUUCAGAGAGUCAUAAAGAUAGGAUUAUUUACAAGGUAUUAUAUGGGACUAUAAAAGUGUACCUAAUAGUAACAAAAGGAAAGGUAUAAAUUCAUGUGGCCCUGAGAGCUGCUGCAACCAAGAAAACACACAAUAGCCAAACAUUUUUGGGCUGUAAGUAUGCAAAACCAAACCAAACACAAAAACGCCCAGUCAAUACAUACUGUCUAAUUAACUGAGCACACAAACACUCGACUUAACCGACAUCAACAGAAACAGUUUUUGCCUUCUGGGGGUCCUUAAAGGUUCCUCCCACAGCAGAGCUCCAAACUUCAUGUCUAUAGGAGGUCAGUAGAUUGUGUUUGUUUUCACUGUAAAUGUAUGUUGACUCUUUUCUCCCUCCCUCUGAUCCAUUCAUUGUUAGUGGGUUGUCUGUUUACAGUCUGAUCGGCAACUUGAGGGUGAGAAUGGAGUUGAUGGGACACAUAGAAGAGAUUGUUAGCUGCACUUAUGAUUAGAUAUCUGUUUGAAGACACUGAGUAAGACUGUUGAUUUGUAAAUCGUUGAUGUGUAGAGCUUUAAACGUUUGCCUUCAGUUUCUCUGAUGGUGGCGCUUCCAUGGCGAUAGAUUCUUAUCAGCCUUCUUGAGGCACAAACUCAAACUCACAGACUCCUACAGGAAUGUUUAUGUUGACAUUUCUGUCUUUACUUACCUCUUCUUCCUUUUGCAAACCUCCCAAAAUGCCACAACUUUAACAGUGCUGCUAUAAAUAGCGCUGCUUGUUCUUUUCACUUUCUAGUCCACUUGCUAGCUCUGCUAUUGCCUGGAUUGCAGGACAGGAUACAAUAUUACAGAUGUCCUCCAUGUUGUUUAGCCAGAUGAUUGAGAAACUAACAUUUUUGUCAAUGGUAGUGAAACAUGCCAGACUUCUGUUAUAAUAUAAGAUGUGUGUUCAGGUGUUCCUGAUGUCACUUUUGCUAUUGAGAAUAAACUACAAUCAUUAUUAGGAAUGCAUGAUAUUAUUAGCAUGAUAUCCUAUUUUAGCAGAUCAUAGCCAAAAUAGAUAUUUGAACAUUUUUGCAGAUAAGAUGAUGCAUUUAUUUUGUGCUCGCUAUGACAGCUUAAACAGUUUGGUUGCAUGCAUUGUUGGAAAUAGACAGUAGACGUAUUACUUAAUGUAUUUAUUUAAGGAAAAAAAGCAUUUCUCAUCUGUGAGAGAGUCAAAUACUGUUUGUCUGGUUCUAAAACAAAUAGACUCACAAUAAGAAUAACAGGUCAAUUCUGUUGCAUAAGAAAUUUGCUUUCUUUAAAAGGAGACUGUAUGUGUAAGUAUCAAUAUCAGUAUGAACAUUUGAAAGCAUGAAAUCACAGCCCCAGCCUUACGGUGUCCUCCUGCUUGUUCCAGGUCCCUGUGGUUCGUAAUAACCACGCUGUUACUUUAUUUUCUUCCUUUGAACAGACGCGGUGCUCAUAUCCUGUGGCUGUCUGAUCCUCUGCAGUCACUCUCAUAAUAAGGAACAUCUCAGCAGCAGCGACUGUGGAGAACACAGCAGUUCAUUAUGUGCUUGAUGCAGCGUUUAUGAGUUCACCCUCUGCUCCGUCCGAUUUGCUCAACUCAAGCUGCUAAAAGAGUUUCUAUGGGAAGCUUUGAGUGAGUUUUCGAACGUUAGUAUAUAAUUGAAGUCUGCACCUGUUGUUGAAACAUCUACCUGUGUUUUGAGUGUUUAGGCUGAUUAGAGAACCUUUUCCUGAGCUGCAGAAGUUCUGUACGCUUAACAUGAAUUAUGCAUGGUUUCUAUUCUGCAGCUGUGAUUUGGGGAAUAAAAUUAGCCCUUUAUAAGCAAAAUGUGCUCAAAAAUAACUUAACUUGUUGCCGCUGCAGAGGAAAAGGAAGCUACAGUGUUCUUAGUAUGUGGGUUUGAAGCCAGUGUGUUUGACAGACUGGGGAGGGAAAGGAAUAAAGGGGCAGGGAGGCGGAGGUGGAGAGCUCCUCUAUUCUCUCCCAUUAAACUGACAAGCAGAUGAUGCACUGAACUACAGCUUGAUCUGCGCCCACAGGAAUACAUGUUGAAAGACACACAUGUUCAUGUCAGGGUGGUAAAAGUGAGCUGGUAUUGAUGAAAAGGAAUCUAUUCAUGCUGGAUUUGUCGUCUGUGGAGCACAUGCAUGCAAACAAAUAUCAAAGCAUGUUAAGAGUUGUGUGAAACAAGCGGUGAGUUUGUAGGCUUAAUUGUCACCAGGAAAUGUAUGAAAGGGUCGUUUUUUCCCUCUCCUGGGUAGGGUUGGGAAUCGAGAAUCGAGAAUCGAUGGGAAUCGGGACUAAAACUUCGAUUCUUCCGGUAUCGUUCAAAUAUUAAAAUUUCGAUUCCAAGUUUCGAUGCCAGAGUCCGCCGACCGGAAGAAAUAGCCGCCGAAAAUCAACGAAGAAGAAGCCGCUUAACACCAAUGAGGACGGAGCGUAUGAGACGAAGCCACACAGAGAGAGGAGAGAGACAGAGAGAGAAAGUACAUUGCAACCCACAGCAAUGCAGCCGCUGUGGGUUACAAUCUCUCUCUUUCUCUCUCCUCUCUCUGUGUGGCUUCGUCUCAUACGCUCCGUCCUCGUUGGUGUUCGGCAGCUUCUUCUUCGUUGGUCAAAAGUUUGGCUAACUUUAGCAGGAAGAAUGAACUCUUAUCUCAAUGCAACAUUAGCAAUACAGUUAUAUCAUGCAAAGGAGGGUAAACGACCAACAUGAUUAAACACCUCAGGAUUCAUGGAGGAGAAAUACCAGAGUGCUCGUCUUUGACGCGCUUCGCCGGUGUUGUGUCGUAGAAUGCACCCCUGACGGGAGCGCGGUUGAAAGUACACAACAAGGCGAAACAAUCCAAGUUUUUCUUACCGUUGGACGGAAACUAAAGCGUGUGCCUUUAAUGAUUUCAUUCAGGCUAUUCAGAUAUGCCGAAAACAAUCGCCCUCUGAUUCGGAAUAUUUACUGUCCUGAAAAUAUUAUGUUCUCUACAUUAACAGCUUAAUCUACAGUUUAUUUACCCAAGUACACCUUUAUGUGUGCAUUUUUGAGACACAUACAAACAAAACGAAAGUUUACUGCUCCAUUUGACACGUUUUCAUGAUCUAAUACCCGUGUUUUAUUAAAUAUGAGAUCAUAUUUCUUCCACUAAGAAGCUAAUCAGUGGAGGGGAGGCAUUCUACGGCAGGGGUGCAUUCUACAGCACAACACCUGUCUUCCGCUAACCAGUCAGGAUCAGAUAAGUGAAACAAUAAAUUACUUCUGUCCUCUGCUAACUUUGAAACGGUAAAGAAAUUGAACUGUGUACGGUGAGUAAACUUAAAUAUCCACCUUACGUUAGCCCUUGUACUUUUUCAUAGACAAACGACCUGAAAACAAAAAUUGAUAUUUAUAUACUGGUUGAAAAUAGCUCUGUGAGAAAUUCAUAGUAAAGUUCUUAAAAAGUUAAUAGGAUUUAAAAAUUCAUGGAGAAGUUCAGAAAUUUCAUCCAAAAACAAGAGCCCCGGUUAGCACCCUCAUUCAAACCAUGAUUUUUUUUUCUUUUUUCUUUUUGAUAUCCUGCCUUUUAAAAGAAUCGAAUUAGAGAAUCGAUAGGAAUCGGAAUCGAAAUGAGGAAUCGAAAUUGGAAUCGGAAUCGUUCAAAAUCAAAUGAUACGCAACCCUACUCCUGGGUGAUGAUACCUGCGUGGUUUCGGUUACAAAGUGCCCUGAGGUGAAGGUCUUAACUUUCAAGGGGAGAUUCCUUUGGUUCAUUGACUGGAGCAGACACAGAGACCUUGAGCUCAAUGGAUGUAACACAGAAACACCCUGAAAAGACUCUUUGUAGUAUGUAACCACAUUUACUCAGUGCAAAGAAUCCUUUCUAGCUGUAAAUUAUCUCCUGAAUCACCUCAUCUGCUGUCAGGGAUUGUAAUUAUAAUCAAGAGUUUCAGCUCAUCAGGAUGUUGUUUUGAUGUUUCAGAUUAGCAUUUUAUUACAUUAAUGCUCACAUUUGAUUUUGCUCCAACUGUAUGGAGUUAAAUCACCUUUUUAUGUCUUUUAAAGUGGGCUUAAGUGUUUAAUGAUCACAUCUUGUUCCUUGCUGGUCUGGCUGUUUCAAAUACAGCUCACAAACAGGAAGUGAUUCAUGAUGGGGUUUAAGGUGUUGUUGUCACACUAAUGUACAGAAUAUUAUUUUUGGCUGCACUUUUAUUCCUUCUUUGUUAGUCUUGGUUGAAUUUAUUUGAUUUAACUGUGUUGUUUUAUUUCACUCAAUGGAGGGCAACAUUUUAGUUUUUAUAAUUAGGGCCCAAGCAGACGCUGCAGCGGGUGAGAGUCCUAUUGAAAUUGCAGGAAUAAUAAUAAUAUUAUUAUUAUUAUUAUUAUUAUUAUUGUAGACUUUCAUCAUUAUUAUAGACUUUCAUUAUUUUUAUUUUUAUUUUUUUUUAUUAUCACAAGGUUUUCUUUAAAGCUCCUGUGAGGAUCAUCAGUGUGUGUCAACUUUGGCGCCCCCUGUGGACAAUACAGUGUUUGCUUAUCUUGUCCUCUAGCGUCUUUAGACUUCAAAUAUAUUCUUAUGGUGAUUAUAUUAUGUGAAAAUAAUAAAAAAAAAAGUUUUAUCAGCUGCUCUGCUGACACCUACCCCCUCACACCAGCUUCAGCCAUUAAAAACGAAGAAAUACAAACAGUCAGUCUUGUCCCUGAUGCUCUUGUUUAGUUUUUGAUAUCAUGAAAAGAUUGAGUUUCAGCCAAUUUCAAAUACAUAAAAAACUCCUUAUAGUAGCUUUAAUGCAGCCCUGAUACUCUGUUGUUAUUUCAAAGAUUGAGUCAAAUGAGAACAGCUGGUCUGGCAGUGUGACUAUAAAAGAUGUUAUAAUGUUUAAACUGACACAUUAUUGCAAAACUCAUGAAGUGAUAAAAGCAGCAGCAUUAUAGAUGUAAUCAAAAGUGUGCUUACUGUUGAUUCCCCAGGAAAUAACCUGCUGUGUUAGCGCAUUACUUCACCCGGAAAUCACAAACUUCGUGCUGGAGGGGGGGCUGGCGUUAAAAAAUGCACAUGCAGCCAUCCUGGGUAAUCUCAGGGCGUUUCAAGGAGUGCAUAUGGAGUUGUGUUGAAUGUCAAAGACCCAACUGUCUGUUUGCUUUAAAAUAAUCAGUAACAGUUACACCCUCUGCACCCUCCAAUGAUUAUAGAAGAGUGUCCAUAUAGACUCUUGUAAAGUUUGUGAUGAUCAAAAUUACACCCUCUUUUGUGGCUGUUUUUCUAGCUCAAAGCUGCACUUAAGCUCAUUGGAAGAAGAGAAAUAUCUUCUCCAACAUUGACAGACAGGUAAUAUCUUUAAGUGCUCUCAGUAUUUUUAUUUAUAGUAACGUUGGAAAGAGGAGUGGCGGUGCGCUGGUGGCAGACGGUGUUGGAGUUAAUUACAGUCGUCAGUCACCUUCCAAUAUUCGUCAUGUGUAAUAACAUAUUUUAUAUGUGUGUGUGUGUGUGUGUGUGUGUGUGUGUGUGCGCACUUGGCAGGCGGCGUCGUGGUGGGCAACAGAACUGAGUGUAGCUAAUUCUGCCACUGUGUGGGAGGCCAUGUUAGUGUGAAGUGCUGUUAUUGUGUGUAGGUGCUUUGUGUGUGUUUUAUGUUGGAGAAAAAGUGCUUGGUAGCCGUUUCUACACUCGCAAAUAGACGAAGUAUGUUCAGAGUUUGUUUGUGAGGACCUUCUGGGAUAUGCAACAUUUCCUAAAAUCAACACCUCGACUUAAAGGUUCACUAUGUGACAUGUCAGCAUUCAAAUAUGUCAACAACUAGCAGAGACCAAACAGUUAAUUAGUGAGAAUGAUUCGAUGGCUUUGAGAUUUGCCCUUAAGUUAGUUGGAUUUCAGAUAUGUUGACUACCAUCACUUGGCUUUACGACAACUCUUCGGAAACUAAUGAGUAACCACACUGAGAAUACAUCAUCAUUUCUUGAGAAGGCGAUGCAGGAUGAGAAAAUGAGAGGUUAAAAGUUCGAGAAGUGACUGUGCAGAAAGUGAGAAUGAGAUUUACAAGAACUUUUAUUAUUUGCUGAAAAUCUGUCAGGAAAGUGUUGCAGAAGUUGACAAGGGAAGUUGUUUUUCUUUCUUUUUUUAGGUUGUGAGCCAAACAACCAUGCUGCCGCUCGCUAUUUCUGAACACAAACAUACGGUAUAUGAUGCCUCGUACUCUAAACAGACUGAAUGUAGAGUUUAAGUGAUUUCUAGCUGAGCCUUUGGACUUUUUAUUAGAGAUACAAAUAUGGUUGGAGUGCUACAGAAUAAAGCUGUUGGAUAUGCUAAAAGUUGGGCUAUAUGCGUUAAAUUGAGUUGUUUUUGUACUUGUGUGAGACAGUCAAAGGCUUAGGAUAUUGUAGAAGGAGGUGGAGUUAGUUCAGGUUGAUGUUAAAAACUGAUUCAUAUUCAAAAAGAAAACGUGUCUGAUGCAGGAGAUAUUUCCGAGUCAUUCGAUCUUGCACCAGUUUGGCUGCAGGUCUAAUAAUUUGUUUCAUAUGCAGGUCAUUCAAGGAUUGCAUAAAUAUCUGAACAGCCAUUGCUCUCUCAUUAUAUCUUGAUGUCACGACCGUUGGCUGGAUCUGCAAAGAUUGCUCCAGAUUCAAAGUUUGUUUUCCUAAGUGGUCAAUGGGGUGGGGAUGAAAUAUCUCUCUGCAGAUGUGUUAGCCGAAAAGCAGCACCUCUGUGCCGUCUGAUCAAAGCUGUGAGUCUGAGUUGUGCAGCUCUGAAGGGCUGGAAACUUACUGUGUUUGAUUUCUGUUGAUUAAAAGUCUGAUUAGUCCUUUGAUGCUCUUUUAAAUUUUGACUAUCUUGGCUGCAUACGUGCUGAUUUUUUUGCAGGAGUUGACAAAAAAUCUCAAUUUACUUCCUCAUUUUUUUCUGAGCUGACUCUUGCGUAACUCUUUCCUCAGAACUAGAUUUACUCUGGAAAGUUGUUACUGCACUGUAAAAUAUCUGGUUUCCAAACUUCAAGUCAGAAUGAAAGAAGAAAAGUUUAAUGAAAAGGUGUCAGGUCCCAGUUUCGUGGAAAAUGAGCUAGCUUAAUCUGCAGAGGACGACCAUGUGAUAUUGUUGAAAGAAAGCAGAGGUGUUUGAGGAGAAACUUUACCAACUGCUGUUAUUAAGAUCAAGAAUUUACUGUUUAACUAUGUUUUUGUAAUAAAAGCCCAGACUAUAUAACCUCCAUCAGUGAUGAGAUUUAUUGUCGAAUGAGAAAUUCCUCCCUCCAUAUAUAAGCAUUGUGAGUCAAGUUUUUGUUUUGGCAUCCCUUAGUCCCAUUAGUAGACCAAUUUUAAGCUGGAAACAGAUGGUUUUGGACUUGCAUUUAAAGCCCCUGUGAGGAACUUUUGGUUUUUGUCAGUUUUGGUGCCCCUUGUGGACAAAGAAGCUUUUUCCUAUCUUGUCCUCUACAUGCUUUAGUAGUAACUUCAGAUGACAAAUCUCAUCCUGCUGACUUUUGACUGUCAUAUGUAUCAGUUAUUGUGAAUGUUUCAUACAGUAAUGUGUCUGUGUCACCUACCUAACCCUCUUACACUGAUUUUAGCUGGUAAAAAUAAUGGUUUGAAAAUUGUCAGUCAUGUCACAGAUGGUCUCGUUUGCUUUCAUUUAUCAUCAUCAAAGGCAUCACUUUGAGUUUCAGUCUAUUUCUUUAACUUUAAUUUACUUCCUCAUAGAGCUUUGAUUCUUCUGACAUUAUAAAGCUGCGUAUUUUAUUACCAAACAUGUUUGAAUUACAUUUCUUAUCUUCAUUGGGUCCUAUUUUUUUCUCUGAUCCAUUUUUAAGAAGUGACUGUCAAAUAAAGAGAGAAAACAAGCUGGGUGGAGACGUAAACUCUGCUGACAGGCUGUUUCCUCCACCAACAAUGUUAAUGCCAUUAGGAAAUGGCACAGUGAAUCUGUUGAUGUGGAUAAAUGUCUGUGGCUGAGCCGAUUUCGAUUUAAUGGUGUAAUUAUUGUCAUAAUGGUGAUCUAUUAGAAUGAUAUCAGCAAAGAGAAAACAAAACCGAUGAGUUUUCAGGAAGCUUCAUGUCGUUAAAGAUCAAGCAUCACGUGGAUGCUUUAUUACAUUUGGGAGUUUUUAGUCUUUGUCUGGUCUUUGGACAGGAUUGUGAAGAGAUAAAGAUGAUGUUAAAGCCCGUUUCUUUCAGGAUAACAGUCUAGAUUUGCAUAAGAAGGCAAAAAAGGGGUGUGGCUUAUUUGACUGACAGGUAGGCACAUUAUAGCUCUGUGCCAGGAAGCAAAAGGCCUCUUUGUCUCAUGUUAGGUUGUUCCAGGUUUAGGUUGAGUUUGAAGCACGGAGACUCUGCGGUCACCCAGAUCAGCUGUUAUCAGCGCUGCUAUGACACAAGAGGCUGAAUGUAAAGCCCCAGGUUCAACCGGGCACCAUCCAUCAUGUCAAAGGUCUGCAUUGUGGCAAGAAUGCCUGAAGGGGUCAACGGUAAACGCUUUGACCGAACGGAGGAUAAGACAUCACAAACAGUGUACUCUGUCUGCGUGAGGGGAAAAAGAGAUGGCUGGAUAGAAUCUGACGCAGGCAGAUUGCUCCCUUGGUUGGCUGUGGUGGGCAUAAAUCAUGAGCUCUCUUGGUGGUAGGGGGUAAGACUGGAGCGGGGAUCAAUUUUCAGAGAGCUGUAUUCACUGCAUCCUCUCAGGGGAGGGCUCAUGAUGUGAGAGAUGCAGGAGCAGAGUUAUCAUCUCUGCUUUACAUGUACAUUUUUGAGCAGUGAAUACAUUUAUCAUGUUUUGUCUUUGAACACAUUUCACUGUUUCAUGUACCAAGAAAAUUUAUCAAUCAGUUUUUACAUUUUUCAUGUUUUAAGGGAAUUACUGUCUUUUUUAACCACUUUUAUAAGCCACUAAUUAUAGAAAUCUAAAUGACUGUAUAAUGAAAGGAAGGACAAUGUCACAUAACAGCAUGUUUUGUAUGACAGUGAAUUAUAAAAAUUAAAUGUAUGGUCAGAAAGAAAAUUUAGUCCAGCGCCACCAGACUAAUUCUCUUUAGGAAAAGGGUCUUGAACUGUUCAGUUCAUUUCAGUGUAAUCAGAUUUGAGCUGGCUGAUGUAGUGUUGUGUUGUUCACAAAUGAUUAGUUCAAAAGAACUGAAUCUUUAAAGUGAACGUACUGAACCGAAUCACUUCCUCAAGUGAUUCGUUCGUUUCUCACUUCAGUUGAGCUGUCAGUAGGGCAGAUGCUAUAGCACGCAGCAUUGCCAGGUGAGCAGCCGGCGAAUGAGGGAUCGCAUGAACUGAUGCCUGAAUCACUUGGUAAACGAAUCACGCUUUGAACUAUCUGGAAUCAUUUUUGUAGGACAAAACUAACUUUUUUAAAAUUUUUAACUGCUAAAUUGCCACCACAACAACUUUCAUACAAUAGGACACAGCAUGUAACAAGUAGUGCAUUAAACCCGCAGCAUCCUAUCAUUGCAGCGGUUUGCGAGGGAACGGUGAAUGCUCAGUGUGAGUUCUUUUAAACGUUCCGUGAACGAAUCACACACUGAACCCAAUUUACCGAGCAGACCUGAUAAAUAGCAUACCAUAGGACAGUACACUUAAAACAUCAUGACUUAUAAACAAGCUCAUUUUUACAAACCUGUUUGCCAAAGCAUCACAGCCAAACACUCUCAUCUCCCGGUCCCAGAAUCUCAGCCGUGUAUCAGUUCAGGAGGUCGGAGUCACAGGCUUCUCCCGCCAAGCACUGAAUGAUUCAGUGAUUGGGUGAACGAAUCUUUUUAGUGAACUGAUUCUAGUGAUUCAGUACAUUUAAAAGUGCUGCCGUGCCCAUCACUAGGCUGAUGGGUCCAGCAGUGCUCUUCUGGGAAGUUUUAAGCAUCAGAACGCUUUAUUUUGUUUGUGUAAAAAAACACUCUACUUUGUUAUGAAAAUGCCCAAAUUUUAACUAAAAAGCUUAUAAAUAUGAAACAAAUUUAAGAGCAACCUUAAGUUUGUGAGGGAUUUUAAAAUAGAAAAAAAAAAUGAUGCACUGCUCAACUUUGUGCAGAAUACUGAUAAGGGAUGUUCUGAAGCAACUAAUUUCCCAUAAAUGGAAAUUAAAAAUUCCAACUUUCAGACAAAUCCAAAGAUAAAAAUACAACAAAGUUUUUCAGGACUUCAGGAGUUUUUGGUAAACUCAACAUGGAAGAAAAGCAUCGAUUAGGAAAAUGUGAGAAUUUCAGGCAAUCAGUAACAAUGCAUGCAGGAUUUUGCUGGACCAAAAGGCACAACUAAGAAAAUUCCUAAUAUUUCAAGCCACUUUACACAAACACAGAGAGGUCAGCCAAAGCCACAGAGAGCUAAUCUGGCCUGUGCUGAGCUGCAGAACUCGAACAAAACAUGAAGCAGAGCAGGAAAUGAAACACAUCCUCUUCCCUGUGUCUCAGCUUAUGUGUCUGUUCAGUCUUGAAUCUUCCAGGCAGCGAUGAGCGAGGCAGAAGGAUUCAAUUAGUUGACGAUUGAAUGUGAUUCAUUAAUCACAAAGGGGGAAAUGUGGGGUUUAAUUUCCACGCUUGGAGCUGGGAUGACCACACUAAUUGCUACCUUGAGUAAUUCUGAUUUGAGCUGCUGGCUGGAUGUUGUGUGAAGGCAGGCAGUAAAAUGUGCUCAUAUGGGUGUUUUUAAAGCAUCCUGCAUUUGAAAAGCUCUGUUGAAUAAUAUCCUGAAGGCACUGCUGCAUGGGAAGGGAGGAAUUGAAGGAUGUUAAAUGCGUGUUUUUCACAGCAGCUCUUUCUUAUCCUCUCUUUUACUUCCAACAAAAGUUUUUCUGGUAACAAGCUGCGAUAAUGAAAGCAUAAAACAAAAAUAUGAUAAAGUUUAUGAUGUUUGCCAUUACUUUCCUGACUCCUCUCUCUCUGUCUGUCUUUUAGGUAUUUUGUAUUGGAUACAGAGUUGGGACAGCUGCAGUACUUUGUCAAUGAGCAGGGAAGAAGCCAGAAGCCCCGCGGGUCCCUGCCCCUGAUUGGUGCCUCCGUAACCCCGAGCGACGAAGCUCCGCACAUGUUUAUCGUAAACUCUGUCAAUGGAGAGCUGUAUAAACUCAGAGGUAUGCCCUCACACAGGCCUCAGGAUGCCCAUAUAUGGCAGAGUGCAAACUCUGUGUGCAGUGUGUGUGUGUGUGUUUUAUGAUGGAGCAUCUUUCUUUGAGUGCAGUGUACACACACAGUUAUGAAUUAACUUGUCCCUUCUGGUGUUUGUAAAUACAUGAGAGCGGUCACUGCUGUCCUAGUUUGGACCUUUGUCUUCAUAUGAGUAUUGAAUAUAUUUCUAUGCCCUUCUUUUUGGAUAUUCAUCAACAAGUAGAAUAAUGCUAAAUCACAGUUUGUCGUAAGUGGGUCAUGCACACUCUCCUGGAAACGAGGAUAAGCCACCUAAUGAAGACCAUGGUGUGAAAUAUGUCUUUGUGGCUUUAAAUCAGUGCGCUGGCUUGUCUUCUUUUUCUCUCUGCUGUAUGCAAAUUUACCCAGCAUAAGGUGGUGAUGUUACACUUACCUGGCACUUAACCUUAAAGGUAUUGUCAUCAAUAUUUCCGAUUAACAUCAUAUCAAUUUACUUUGUGAUUUGUUUACUUCCUUGGAAAGUAAGUAAAUACUUAAUUCUGAUUGUCAUUAUUGUCUCUGUACCAAUAAUGACACCAGGGUUAACCUGAUCACACAUAUACACACAUUAAAGCCACUGUAAGGAGUUUUUCACUGGUUGUGAAACAGGCUGAAAUUAACAGUGAUGGCACUUUAUGACCUUUAGAUGCAAACAAAACCAGUAGUGACAUGAAGGACAACUAUGAAAAAGUAAUUUUAACACCUGUAGCUGCUCUGAGGAGGUGGGAUUUAUGACUCUCUGAAAAAAAUGUGCAGAAGUUGGAGUAGGGUAGAUUAAGUAAGUAUGUAAGAUUCAUCAAAUUACUGACUGAAAUGAAUACUAAAGCCUCAUAUGAUUUACAAAAGCAAAUAAAAAUCGAAAACAAGAGUGAAUAUUUCUUUACUUAUAGAAUUUUUAUAAUGACUAAAACACCAAAACAUGUCCAGUACAAGAGCAGUAAAAAUAAGCUGUACCAUCUUUGGCCACAGGGGGCGCCCAAGUCAACACAAGUCUGAAACUUCCCCACAGGAGCUUUAACUCAAAACCAAUCUUCAUAGGAAGCUGUUUGUGGCCGUGAUGUAAAUGUAUAAUAUCUAUAAUUUAUUGGUGAUAAAUGUCAGCUCUAAUUCAGCCUGUAUUUGCUGUGAAGCAGAUUUAAUUGUUGAAUUUCUGUCCCAUUUUGUCAGCCAAGUGCUUUUUAAACAUGCCUCCCACCCACUGUGAAUAUACAGUUUUGUAGCAUAGCAUCUGUGUGGAAAGUGUCACUCCGGCCAAAGACAGUCUGAAGGGAGCUGUCUCUUUUAGAUUGAGCUCCAGACAAAGAGCCUGCAGCUGGUCACUGUGUCUGAAGGCCUUUAAUGUCUGUGACCUGUAUCCACUGAUGCGAGAGAGGCUCCUUUUUACUGUUGCUCCACUUGAGCCGCUGGAAUGUCCCCUCCAAGUCUCGAGGGGGAGGAUAUCAGAAAAACUUGGCCUAUAUUCCCUGAAUAACUUAGUCGUUCGUGUGUAUUGAGUGAAGAGCAAACAAUGAGCCCACAGAGAAGAAGAAGAGGAAGAAGAAGAGGGAGAGUUAUGCUCAAAGGCAGAGUGGUAUUUCCAUUUCUAGCUCCUCAGUGAGAUUAAGGAGUGAUCAAUGAAGUCAAAGAGAGUUAAAAAGAAGAUUUUGUUACAGCCAAACGAACAUGGACCCUUUAAAUCUUUGACUGGUGUCGAGACCCCAGACUUCCAAAAAAAAGGAUAAAAUAACUUAUGAAACCCCGCAUUCACUCUGCUUGAAUGGCAGCAUUGUACAAAAAACUUCAAUUUGCGCAAACAGUGGGGUACAAAGCGCUCACAUGUACACCCACAACAGCCGGUGAUUGAGAUUAGCCUCUACGCCUCAGAUCUGAUUUGGUUGCCAUGGGAAACCCCUGAAAGUUUUCCCUGAGGGUAAAAAAAGUAACUUUAAGAUUCAUUCUAGGGCCCUUUCUUGUUAUUUUUCUUUUUUUUUUGGCAGAGCUUGUAAGCUGCGUAUCAUCUCACCAGAGUCUAAAGCUUUAAAGGCCACCUUUAUUCUCAGGUUGAUACCUUUUCACAAGAGGGUGUAUUGAACAAAAUGUCCCUCACUACCUGGUGGGAGGAGAUACUGGAUACACAGUAAAAGGGCAAAGCUUCCACUGGGGAUAGCUGCUAGUUUUAGUUUCAUUUAUGCAGUUUAAAGUUCACCAGAUUUGAUCCUUUCACUGUCCAAAAUCCACAGGCAGAAGUUUAUUUUUAUCUCUAUUUUUUACUUAUCAGGUAAUACCAAAGUCUCUCUGCUUUUUGGGUGAAAAUACUGGAUGAAUUUCCUCCUUUAAUGAUGCUCUAACUUAUCGUAAAUCACAUAUAAUGUAGUAUGAGAUCAAACUUUAGCGUUGACUCUAGACAGGAAUGGACGACUUUCUCCAGUCUUACAAAAGUGAAGCCAAAAUAUCCCCAGGUUGGAAACUGACACAUUGUGCUGGUAACACACUGGACCUCAAUCACUGUGAUCUCCAUCAAUUGAAAUGAAAUAACAAGUAACUGUUAACAAGUGGAAUUGUGGUUUGAGUUUAUUCACCAAAAAAAUUAUAUAAAAGAUUUGGGUAUGUCGAGAGAAGUCAAAAAAAUUACUUUGCUAGCAUCUUAAUAAUCCCCCUAUGACAUGAAUUUGCAGUGCCCUGAAGAUCAAUGGAACAAAUAUUUCAGGAGUACAUUUAACAAACCAUGAAAAACUUUUCACACAAACACAAUUUAAAAACAAAACAAAACAGAAAUGAAUUAUAAAAAAAUAUUACAGGAAUGUAAAUGAAUAUUAAAAACAACAAUAUUUUGAAAACUCAAAGAAUCUUUAAACAGAAAAAAUAUAUGAGAAAACAAAUUAUUUUGAAUACAAAUAAAUUCAAAAACAUAUUUAUUUUCUCAAAUGUUUUAGAUUUUUUUAUUGAUAAAUGUCUCCACAAUAUUUCUUUUGAGAAUUUAUAAUUUUGUUUUAAUAAAUAUAUUGGCUUUUUUUUAAAACUAUGAAGGAUUAAAAAUUUCAUUUAUUUCAUAAUUUUUGGUGUUUUCCAAAAAUAUUUGUGUGUUUUUCUAACUAAUUUGUGUCUCCUUAUUUUUAUUUUAGACUCAUGUGAAACAUUAAUGUGAUUUGUAAAACAUUUUCUGGGUUGUUGAAUUUUUUUUUUCAUUUAAUAAAAUAUUUUUGUGUUUUAUGAAUUAUCUAUGUUUUGCCUUCCUAAAAUAUGUGUUCCUUUGACCUUCAGGGCCACUGUAUUUAUUUGACUAAAAGUAGAGAAUACUUAUGAAACCAAACCAACAACCUCAAUUUCAUUACCGUCUUUGUGACAAUUUUGUUAUGAAUCAAAUGUUUCUUGGAAAUGCAGGGAAACUUUAAUUGGAUCCAUCUUGGUAAUUUAAAGUGUCAUAUAACAGCCGUGAGGUUUGCUUGAGAAGAAAGAUGUAAUUAGUUGGUGCAGAUAAAUAUGAAAGAAGUAUUAAUUAUCUGAUGGAGAGAAACAGUAAGACCUUGUGUUCUCCAGCAUAGGUGAGGAGCGCUGGGAGUUUAAUCAUGCCUGAUGGUGCUGACAGCAAAUUAAGCUGUUUUUCAUACCACAUCCCACUGAGACAGUGGGCCAAUAAAAAGGUCAAGUUGUAUUCAGGACAGCUUUAAAACAGCCUGAUUUGGAUGCACGACGCACAUUUGAGAAGAACCAAAAUGAAAAAGAGAUAUUUGUAGCGUUUUGUGGUGGGAGCUUGUUCUUAUGAUUAAAAUCAAAGACAAUACAUGACCGAAAACCUGCCGAAAUAUUCAUAGUGUUUGCAACCUCUGCAUAACCCCAACCCAGUUUAUCUUUCAAGAGAGAUAGGCUGUGUUGACACGGUGCUUAUUCACUGCACAAAACUGUAGAUGAUGGUCUUGUUUGCUUCUUAAAUCAUUUAGAUGUAACCGAGUUGAGUCCACUCUCUUGUGAAUCCAGUGUUAAACUCCUCCAGUGGAGCCCCAAACAUAAAGUUUUAGCUACAAUAGAAAAUUCAGACGAGUACAUCAUUAAUCCAGAGGCACUUACAGGAAAGGUCCAUUUCUCUGACUGCUCUAGCUGUAACCAUAUUUCCUGGUAAUAUACGCCCAAGGUUCCUCAUUCAUAACAUCUUCCAUCCCUUUAAUCAAAUCUAACCACCAUUACAAGCGUUAAUCCUCUAAUUUACUGUUAUCUUCACCACAGUGUCUUUCCCUAUGCUGUAAUUAAAAUGGCUCUUAUAACUGAACGACGAUGGUGGGGCUGUGAUUGACUGAAAUCGAGGUCCCUAUGACUCAGUCGUGGUGUUCAGCUGUCUCCCUGGGAUGGAUAUUGACAUUUAAAUAUGACAUGCAGGCCAGUGUGAGUCUCUAUUGUCACUCACUUUAAAUUGGAAGACGGACCAGCUUCUCAUUUCCUUGUUAGUCCCAUCGGUUUACAGCUCACAUCUCCAGCAUUCAUCAAAUAAAUAGAGCUGUCAGCAUGUUCCCUUAAGGUCCGCGGCUCUUGUGACACAAAACCUGCUUUAAAUUUUUUUAUCUGUAUUUUUCCUGAAUUAGGACAGCCUGUCCUGCUCUCGCUAAGCAGUGUGUGUGUAUCUCUUUCGUCACCAUGUGAACAGAUGCGUAUUAGCAUAGCCACACAGUGCUGCACUCAAUACAGACAACUAAUUAUACUUAAUCAUAGGAAGGCUUGUGCACAGCGCUGAGGAAAAUAGAAGAUGUAGACUCGCUCUCUUUCUCUCUCUCUCUGGGUUGGCUGGAAUGGCGUCAGAGAGAUGGUAACUUGGUAUUUUAGCUGAAAGACAGCUGGGCCCAGGUGCUUCUUUCUGUGUGAAUACUCACCUCCUUAAGAGUUGAGAAGCCUCUGGGAUCACGUCUCGAAUGCUGCUCCGAGUUUCUAUGAAGUCUCAUUUUCUCCGAGCUGCCUCUUCAUUCCAAGAGGCCUUUUGACUCCGGUUGCUGUUGCAGAUGUCUUCAGCGCGAGUGACUGACAGCCGCAAAUUGAAUUCUCCAUACGUCUGAGUAAUUUUCAUCAGUGUGUCAAAAAAAACACUUGUCACGUUUCAUAGAUUUCAUUUACUGUUGAUGGAAUUGCUCAUAAAUCUGAUGAAGCCAUCCAUCUUCAUUAUCGACUCUCUAACCGUGGGUGUGUAUCCUUUUGCACAUUUGAAGCUUUUUCCUUUGAAGGGAAAAUACCUCGAAGAAAAUGUCAGACUUGGAAAGGGAAGUGUGAUUUUAUCUCUUUCCACCUCUCAGAAUAACAUUUCUGUCAUUGCUUUUUUACUUUAAGUUAGUUUGUUUUUUAACUUACAAGAAUUCUUCGUUCUUAUUUAAUAUUUCAUGUAACCUUUAUUGUUGUUAUGUUUAACAUGUUUUUAUUGUUGAUUAAAUUAAGAACUAGUAGUGCAGAAAAACCUUCAGGAAUGAUACCUUUCUUUCUAAUUGAGUCUUCGUAAUAUAUCCAGUCUGCAUUAAAUGAUUCUGAAACAUGCCCUACUGUACCCUAUUGAGUAGUCUCAUACCAUUCUAGUCCAUUCUGCUCCUUGUUGUGCUGUAUCCUAUCAUGUUGAAUAUUGAAUUGGUUUUGUCUUGUAUCUUAUUGUGUCAGGUUGUAUCGUAUCGUAUCAGGUUGUAGCUUAUUAAAUUUUAUUGUAUCACAUUGCCUCAUAGUGUGUCCUAAAGUAUUUUAUCGCACUGUAUCACAUUGCACCGCAUCACCUCUAAUCGUAUUGUACCACAUUGCAUUGUAUCAUAUCACAUGGUAUGCAUCGUGUCACACCAAAUCACACUGUAUCGUAAAGUUCGUAUCGUAUCGCAUCCCACCAUACUGCACCCUAUCGCACUUUGCCAGACAUUAUCGUAUAGCCUUGUAUCGCACCAUAUCAUGUAUCGUUUCACACUGUAUCAUACCAUAAUGCAUUGCACUUUAACAUAUAGUUUUGCACUAUAUUGUAUCGUAUUGUAUCGUUUCUUUUCGGAUUGCAUUGUAUCCUUUUGUAUUGCACUUCAAUGUACCAUAUCCACCAUAUCUUAUUCUAUCGUCUCGUGCUGUAUCAGAUCGUAUCGUAUUGUAUCACAUCGUGCUGUACUGCAGUAUAUAAUAUUACACUGUAUCGUAUUAUACAGUUUUGCACCGUACUUUUUCGUACUGUAUCAUAUUUUAUUGCAUCGUCUUGUGUCUUUUUGUAUCGUUUCGUAUUAUUUGUGUUUCGUAACUUGUUCUUCCAUAUAUGGCGUAGUGUCAGAUCCUAUCAGAUAGUUUAAGUUCAUGUCAUUUUGUAUCCUAUUAUAUGGUAUAUUAUCACUAAGAAUCAUACCCCAGUGUAUUGCGUCCUGUUGUAUUGUAUCCUGGUGUAUCAUAUUGUACCAUAUCAUAUUGUAUUCUAUUGUCCCAUAUCCCAUUGUAUCUCGUCUUUUCUUAUCCAUACAUUGUCGAAGCAGGUAUUCCUGUCAUAUGAUCUCUUUUGAAAAAGUCACAGUGAUAGUUGGGUGCCGGCCCUCCUAUUAAAGCUGUAAGAAAAUGAGUUUCAGAUGCCGUUGGACAACAAAGUGUGCUUUUUAACCGAGACCCUUUUACUUCAUGUUUCUUUGUGCUUCCUGUUUUGCAUUUUGACAAUCCAAUAUGCUGCUCCAACAAGCUGACACAGCCAAUGAAGUCUUUUAUUUUUUGUUUGUAGUUUCAUGCCUGACAAGAUUCUUUAGAAAAUUCAAAACAAGCCAAAAUUGAGGAGGUGUUGCUGAAACAAGCUUGCCAAAACAAGCCACACGAAGAAAACGGAUCAUAUGUUAAAAUUUUGAUCAACUUCAUUGUAUGAAUUUUGGCAAGUGAGCACAAAGAAGACUCUUUUUUUUAGAGAGAUUUAAGGUUCAUGAAGACAAGACCCUCUCUUGAUUCUCUGUAGAGAUGACACUCUUGUUUGGAUCUGAGUAAAGUCUGCUGUUUUGGCAGAAGUGAAGCUUUGAUUCAGUCAUCGUUUGAGGUUUUUGACCUUCAGUUGUAUGAGUCAUGCAUUCAUGCAAGGUGCUGUAAAGUCUGUGUAUUUUCUGUUAGUGUGAUUGUGUUCAAAGAUCCUUGAGAAACCGUGACUACUUUAGAUGGCAGCUCACAGUAUUAAUGGAUAAGUUUAUUUUACAGACUAAUUGAUUAAAUCAGUUUGGGAUAUUUAAGUUAGAGUAAUGCUUUUUGGAGUGACUUCCUAUGAGUCAGUGAAAUAGGAUCAGAGGAUAUUAUUUUCCCUUUCUGUCCUGAAGAGGGUCACCACAAACAGACAGUCCUUCAGCUGUGAGAACCUGCCCUGCUCUCUGUUAGUCAGCAAGUCUGAGCUCUCACUGGCCGUUCGUGUCCUGAUAACUGUGUGCAUCGUAUUAACUAUCAAAGUGGAAAACCACAGUCAUGUAGAGUAUCAUGCUGCUUCUUCUGCUGGAGAAGAAAAUUGACUUAAUGAAUUACUGUGUUUCUUGAAUCCUGAGUGUUUAAUACUGCAUAGAAGAGCAAAAUGAAUGAAGAGGGUCAGAUGUCACGCCAGCCCUGACGACGGUAACAGGAACAAAUGGUUGGGUAGGCAGUUGGCCAGUUAAAUGAUAAUGUAUAUGGAUGGGAUCACUGACGUCAAACAGGACGACACUGAUGUAACACACAGCUUUAGUCAUGCUUUGUUCAAAGUGGUGCAGAUUUGCAAUGAGUGCCUGUUCCUGAAUAAUAUCAUGAGCUUUUAUAUUUACAAAUACACUUCAAGAGUUUAAAGCGAUAUAAUGAAAUGUUGGACUACUCCUUUAGGGUUUUGUGUCCUUGUAUGCUCCCUUUUUCCUUUUCCAAUUGAACUCGAGAGAGUACUUCAAACCUAAAACCCUAACAAAAGACUGCUUCAGCUGACAAGAGGGACUGCCUCCUGAAAUAGAAAUAAAGCUGCACUGGUAACCUCAAAAAAUCCACCACCUGUCCUAAAUGUGGGUUUUGGUCUCUGCCUCUUUUCCUCUCUGUAAACCAAGUUUGAGGCCAAACUCUAUAUAUGACUGUGUCAGUCUGGUUAAACCUGCUGUGGUUAUGUUAGAGCUUAAAAUGUUGACAGGAAGGUGCUAAAGAUGAGCUCUGUGGUGUGUGUUAGAGUUCUUUUAAUUGAGGUUUUAGUUCAAUUUAUUGUCUCUUUAUUUGAUUGUUCAGCACUUUGGUCAAUUCGAGUUGUUUUUAAGAUUUGAGCCCAAGCUAACGACUUGAGCUUGAACUGCAGUUAUUGAAUCAACAUCUGAUUUAUUUAUCCAUCUAAAGUUUGAACCCUCCUUCAAUUUGGGAUUUUUUUUUUUGUUGCUUUUUCUGUUUUGUUUUGUGAGUUAGAUUUGACAGAAAAAACACUUCACAUGACCACUUACUUUUGGUGUUUCUUUGUAUCUCUGAAAUUAAAGGACCUUAUUAUUAAAUUGACUCAUUUAAAGCUCCUGUGAGGAUUUUUUUUUUCACAUUGAAGAAACAGACUGAAAUUCACACUCAUGUCUCUUCAUCAGGUGCAAAAGCAAACAAGAUCAUCAACACCAACAAUGACGAUUUUUAUAUUACAAUUAUUAUGCUUGAAUCUGGUGUAAGGGGGUAGGGGUCAGUAAAACCUGUGAGAACAGCCCUGCAUUCAUCUUAAUUAAUGAUAUGUCUGACUGUGAAAAGUCAGCAGGAUUCAUUUUUGUCAGAAAUCACAGCUUUAGCAUGUUGGGGACUUGAUAAACACAGACUGCUUUGUCCACAGGGGGCGCCAAAAUUUACACGAACCUAAAGCUCUUUAACGAAGCUUUAAAAAUUCAAUGUAUCAUUCACUUAAUGCAUUUUAAAACAUCAGCUAACUUUAAGACUCAUUUCUCUUUUAUAUCACAGGAAAAUACUUCAGUCAGAACCACCAUUUAUUAAACCUAAAAUAAAAAAACAUACAGACUUAAAGCUGUGGAGUCACACAGACAAAGUGGUUUUAAAAAAAGAGCAAUUCACCUUAACCUUUAUAACUUUAAUUUUGUAUUGUUGAAUUAAUCAGACGAUAGUGACACACUGAGAACGACGGUCUCUCAAAUAAAGUCUGAUUUAACUUGUAGAGGUCACAGAACUAUCACAAAUACUGGAUGUUAUUUUCUAAGUCAAGUGAAGAUGCGUCUGACUCUGCAGGUUGUUUUUAUCUUCACCGUGACUUUGAGCUCCUGUUGGUGAUUUCUAAAGUCUAAAGUAAAGACGUGUAACUCUGUUUGUGCUCUUUUGUUUUCUGUCUUUCCAGCAUCUGAUGCCAAAGAGCAGCAGUUUUGGAUCAGUCAACUUCAAGCAUGUGCCAGACGCCACUCAGACAGCAGUGCCAAGGUAAAAGACACACACACAAACGCACACUCCUGUCAGCACGGAGUAACAAAGUUGUAAACAUAAUCCUGGUCUAAGCUCUUAGCAUGUGUUCAUCAGGAAGAGGAGAGGGUGGAAGAGCCUUGACAUUUCCCUCGGGGGAUUCCUCUCCUCUUCUGUGUCUGUGUUCAGUGUGACAGCUUACCUGACCUCAGAUCAGGUUCAGGAGUUCAACAGUUAGUGGGUCACCUCACAGCUUAAUAACCUCCUGGAACUGCAGUUAGCUUCCACCCCGCUGACUCCGGCUGUUCUGCUCGGAAUUUACUGACUAGUUCUAGGAGUCUGAGGCAAUUCUUUAUUCCCUUUCCUGUAGAGAUUGAAGAGACUGUAGAGUUUAAGAGCUGCUGAUACAGUUAAGGGUAUCUCAUUAAGGGUAGACUGAUUAUUAGCCCUGGCUAAUAUCUGGUUGGCUAAUUGCCUGAAUCUGCGUCUGUUUUCUCUUACCAAAUCUACCGCCUACAACACUUAAGACUGGAUAGAGGUCACAGGAUUGUCCUAUUAAGAGUAACUAGCUAAUUGUUCACUUAUCUUUAUGAUGUGAAAAGUUAGAUAGUACUACAUAAUAUAAUAUAAUAUAAUAUAAUAUGAUAUGAUAUGAUAUGAUAUAACAUAAUAUAAUAUAAUAUAUUAUAAUAUAAUAAAAUAUAAUAUAAUAUAAUAUGAUAUGAUAUUAUAUAAAAUGAAAUAUUAUAAUGUAAUACAAUACAAUAAAAUACAAUACAAAACAUGUAAUGUAAUAUAAUAUAAUGUAAUAUAAUACAAUACAAUACAAGUUAUGUUAUGUUAUGUUAUGAAACGCAACGUAACUUAACGUAACAUAAUGUAACAUAAUGUAAUGUAAGAUAAUGUAAUACAAUACACUACAAUUCAAUACAAUAUAAUAUAACAUAAUGUCAUGUCAUGUAAUAUAAUAUAUAUAAUAUAAUAUAAAAGAGAAACUUUAUUUAAAUUUUAAAAAAGCACUUUUAAUAAAUAAAUUGUCAAAGGCAUCAGAAAAUAAGUUUUGUGUUGGAGUUUGUAAUGUUCUGCAAUUAAGACAGUUUUUAAUUUAGAUUCAGAUCAGAUCCAAAUAUCAGUUCUUGGUCUCAUUAACUUCUUAUAAUUGGCCUUUAAAAACAAAUAUCUGCCAGUCCUUUCUUCUGAUUUCCUUUAAUUCUGCCUUUCUUAUUGGCCUGCUUUAAUCACUUUUCUCUCCAUUAAGUCCUUUUUAUACUUUUAUCCAAACAAAUCCAAAGCUUGUUGGUAGAUUUGAAUCCAUCUCUUGUUACAAGGUUAAAGAUGAUAUUUGAACAAAGCAACAGACAAAAAGUGAGAGAGACCUCCCAAACAAUCACAAAUGGAGUUAAAAGGGCAAAUAAGGGACAAGAAACAUCAGGUCAUAUAGAAAUCCAGGUCUGACGCUUGUUUUGCUGAGCUGAUCUUCUCCCAGUCAUUUGUAACUGCUCAUGCUUUUCCAGUUCAGGAAUAUUUUUAGCGUUUGACAGACUGAUCUAGGGAAAUAAAGUAGCUCACUCUUGCUGCUUUUUUUAAAGGAUGAAAGCGUCACUUAACGUCCCUGGUUUCACGACCCUCUUCAAAGCUCUGUGGGCUCAUUUCUUAUAGAUUACCAUGCAGCCUCUUAAUAGUUACUGCAGUAUCCACAGCCAGUUCUUUUAUUUUGGGUUUCACGGAUUAAAAUUUGGGCAUGUGCAUUUUUUUUUUAUCAUAGGCUUCAGGGAUUAGUGUGUGUAGGUGGGGGUACAUCCCUAUUCCUCUGAGUCAGUGGAGAAUGAGGCUUGUUAUAGAGCUCCUUCUGGAGCUCUGCUGCAGGUGAACCAACAGUGCAUGAGGGCAGGUAAUAAUCCAAACUUUUUUAUCUCUGUGGCAAACUUCUAUUAUUACAUUUUGUGUGUAAGCUGCAGAGACAUAUUUUCCAGUUGGAAUUCCUGCUGCAGCUCCGGCCGAAUGAGCUAAAGUUGAGGAAUCUUUAAUGCGUUUUGGCUGAGCAUGAAGUUUUAGGAGUCUGUUUGAUGGUCGGCGUGUAUCCCUGAUGAACACAGAUGUCUACUGACGUCAGAGGCUUCUGCUGACGUCCGCUCAGUGUUGAGAAAUGUUGUAUUGAUAUGUUUACUGUUAUGAAAAAUACUUAGGGUACCAGUUUACAAAGAGCAUCUGCACAAGGACAAUAAUAAAAGCUUAGUGAUGCGAAUUAAGUUUGAGUUUUAUUGACUCUAUCUUGGAGGUGUUGAUUCAGCUAUUUAUUAAAAUUAUAGGUCAGACUUUGAGGUUUUGUUGUUCUGACUUUCACUGAGAGCUUUUAGAUAGAUAGAUAAAUCCUUUUUCAACUAUCAACGGUAGAAUUCGAUUGCGUACAACUUUUUGCUUUGAUGGAGCUCAUUUCAAGAGAUAUUACGCCCUUGAGUGGCGUUAUUAUUGAUCAGAUUGUUUCUUCUCCCCUUAAUUGACGGCGAUACAUCAAAGACGACCGGGGCUUCAAACAGAAACAGAUCCAAACUAAAUGGUUCCUGUGGUUUCCAGCAGGCAGCAGAUAUAGCAUCAGGUCACUGGAAUAUUAGCUCUCUUGUUUUUGCCCUUUGGUGUCUCUGCCUCUUAUCUUCCUCUCUGCUCGACUGGUGUCUGUGUGCGGAUUGUAUACCAGCUUAUAUUGUUCACCACAAGAUUGUCUCCUGAUUAGACCAAGCCCUGAAACUGUUACAACACCCAAAAGCUCCCUGAGAUAGAAAAAUGUACCUAAAUUAGGGCAAAAUUCGUGUAAAUAUCGAGUUAAACUAAUCAGAUAAGAUUAGGUUUAGCAUGGUUGAAACACAGUUCCUCAAUAUAGACUGUAUAUACUAUGGACAACUUGGUUCCACCUCCCGCCUGUAUACGGAUUUGAAGCCAAAAAGCUCUCGGUAUUUCUGGAUUUUUCUUCAUUUCCUGAAACCAGCGCUGCGCAGUAGCGUUGUGCGCAUUCGGCGGGAGAGUCACAGAGAACAGUGUAUCCCCCUGGUGAGCUACGCAAUCCUCGUACACCCAUAGGCUGUAUCAGGUGUCAAUCACAGAAAACAUGAACCCCCUAAUAACUUUUAAAAACGGAGCUUCACAGAAAAAAGAGGACUUGAGCACAAAUCAGUCUUACUGUAACUACAUGUCAACACCUCAAGCAGGGGGGAGAAAAAUUUAUGUUCUGUGUAAUUAACUUCUAAAGUUUGUCCACAGCUCCAUAGGGAUUGCUGGAGGAGGCGGGAUUUAUGACCUAUACUGCAGCCUGUCACCAGAGGGUGCUGUUUUCGGAGUGGCUUCACCCAGCGAGGAGGCAGACUGUCCAUUUUAUAUACAGUCUAUGAGCACGACAUGUAGUGCUGUCCAUGGUGCUGAUACGACUGACAUUACGUCACAAACUCUGUCACCGACUUUGUCUUGAGUCUUCAGACUGUUUGUGGAAGCGCUGUGAAGUUUUACAGUGUUGUGUGAGGCUGUAUAAAUCAGUUUGGAGAUAAUAAGGUGCACUGGCUGCAGGUUGCAGGUGGAUCGUAAUGCUGUUUUAAUGAUUUCAUUUGGACUUAUUUCCCCCAGCCACUUUUAACUCAUUUAUAAUUUUUCAAUUAUUUUCUCUGCUUGUUUGUGGUUUCAGGUGAGAAAGCUGAAGGGCUCAGAUGAACACCUGAGUGUGGAACGAGCCGGAGGAGGCCAGGAGGUGCUGGUAAGCCACACACAUGCGCGCGCACACACCUCAGAGGAGAAAAGAUGUACCGCUCUUACAGCUUCACAAACACGAUGAAGGACAAGGGUCACCCACUCAGAGUAAUCUCCACAGAAACGCUCUUUCACGAGUCCAUUAAAACCAUUAACUACUGCAGCCUCAUUAUGCAUCAGACAGGUAUAUUCAACAUGUAGAUCCUCGCCGCUUUAAACUGCUGCACAGCUGGAGCAGAGGAGGAAAGUCCAAUUACUCUGCUCAGCCAUGAUGAGAAAAGCAAUCAAAAGAAGAGAGAAAAUUGGAUAAGCAAAGAAAAAUGGGAGGACAGUCUUUCCCUCUUUUUUUCUUCUCCUGCCAGGCAGAGCUGAACGGGUGUUUUGUUCCUGUUCGUUGACUGCGAGGCUUUGCCGAAGCAGCAGCUGUUAUUACUGUACCCACUGCUGUGGUCUAAUCCGUCCCCGAGCGCCGCUGUCUGCCUCUCAGAUUGUUAUCGCAGCCGCGGCGGUGAUGAGGCAGCCAGCGGUGCAGGCUCAGCUACAUCUCUGAUAACGGACCUCUUAGACGAGAAGGUGUAGCGAGAUUCAUUUGUCGUAACAGAAAAAGAGCCAGGAGCGCGAGUCUUUAUAAGAAACUGAAUAAAAGAAAGCUGACACCUUUUAUAUUGCUGAUCGAUACAGAUGCAGUAAACACAUUUAUCAAACCGGGCGCAGGAAACUGGUGGUGUUUGGAAAUGCUACUUGUCUUCUCAGGAUAAAUAAUGCAGCGUUUUACAGAUCUAAAUCGUAGCCCGAGUAACUUUCAAAAGCUGUUCUUAAACUUUUGACAGCAGCAGCAGCAACAACAAAAAGAAAACACACCAGGAUGCAGGAUAAAAUUGCCUUUGAGAGCUCUCCGUCUACUCAGACUCACAACCUCGCGUGUGCUCAGUGUUUAGCUAGGAAGCACAUGUUCACUCAACUCCUGACAGGAAGGGCACCAAGAGUCAAACUGUGGACUGAUGAUCUGGUGAUGCUGUUUACUUUCUGCUUGACUAAAGAGAGCUGAUGAGUGUACAGCCCAGCUCCUGCCAACUGUGGUUUUUUCAGAAAAUCUUCACCCGUCGAAGCCUAAAUGCUGCUUCUCCGUACACUAAAUACACUCAUUUGUACUUCUUCUAUGGUGAGCAGUAUUUAAAUCAAAAAGUAUGUCCACAGGUAUUUAAAACUACUUUCUCAGACUACCACCAAAAUAAUUACUGAAUAGCUAAUUGUGUGUAAUUAGCGUCUCCCCCCCGUAGUGUAGAAAAUGACAGGUCAGCAGUUGACCCUUGGACCAUCUACCCACGCUGCCUCACGCAGGGCAGAGUCCACCCACACAAAGCCUGCUGAGCACCAGCCAGGCACGGGACUUUUUACCCCUCAGCAGAGUCUGGCAGGCACAUUUAGCUAUUAUGUAAUGUAACACUGAGAGACUGUAGUCCUUGUGGUUGUAUUGCAGAGAAAUGAAUCGAAGAGUUUUUGUACUACAACUUUGUUUUUAAAGCUAAAACUUAAGUUCUUGUGCCACAAUUUAAGGAAAAAAAGAGAGAAGUCAUCACUUUUUUUUGUCUGUUAAAUGAUCAAAAAAAUAUCAUGUUCACCUCUGUAUUUUUACUCAACAACUUUCUGCAACUCUUGUUACUUUUUUCUCCUUUCUGGGGGUCUUCCUGACGGUUUUGGCGCUCUAAACCUUGGCAUGUCCUUCUCUUCCUCCUGCUGAAAAUGCUUUGUCCUUUUUUGUUCUUACUCCACACAGAUUUGUCUCAGCAGUUUGAACCUGUCAAACCUCCAAAAUGAUCUAAAUAGUAUAAUUUUACCCUAAUCCUCUAAGUGUUGAUGUAACAGUGAAAUGCUAGUCGUGGGUUGGGCUCCCUCCGGUCGUUAUUGAGAACCAAAGAUUGGUUGUUCCUCUCUUCGGGUUGUUUAUUUGAUUCAUUCUGAGCUGACCUCUGUGCCCUCCUGAAGGAUAAAUCUCUGUUUCUGUUCUCCUUUCGCUCCUGUAAUCUAAUAAAGACAGAAAAGAGGAGUGCUGUUCUGACAUCAGUGUCCGUGUGAGCGCAGAGGUCAGCCAGCGGAAGAUACACGAGUCACAGAGGGGAAGUGAAGGAGGCAUCAGAGAGAGGAAUAUGAUGUGACUUUAGCUUCGACCCAGAAAACUACAAAACAGAAACAUAUAAGACUCUCUUUUUACAUAACUCAGCCAAACACACUUCAUAGUCUGGACUGUAUUAGCAAUGUUUUCUCUAAUGGGUCAAUUUCUUUCUCAUUUGACUGAACAUUUGAGUAGAAAUCGAUUCAUUUAUUCUUAAAGACUUAUAAUGCAAGAUACAACUAAACAAACAAACAGGGAUACCAACCUGAAAUAGUUAGAAAAAGUUGUGUUUCUGCAGGCUACAUAAGACAGGAUAAAAAGCCAUAAACAUAAAAGCUUCUUGCUUUUAUACAAACUUAAUUUUGUUUCUUUUUAUGGUUUAUCUGAUUCUCUGAGUGGUGCUGUGACGUUUCUCUUUUCACCUUAAAGCAUGAAAUGACUUCAGAGAGCAUGCUCUUUCUCUUUAACAUCAUUGUGGUCCUUUAACAUUUAAAAACCUCCCUCCUCUUUCCUCCUUCUCUCUCUUCCUCUUCCUGGAUCAUCUCCUUUUUUCCCCUCCUUACUCUUAAAGGGCUCCUCAUCCUCCGGCCGGACACGUAGCUUCUCCCUCCUCCCUCACCUAACCCCAUCUUCAUCUCCUGGUUCUCAGAGGCACCUGAGCCACGCAGCCUCGCCCGGUAACAUCGUCACCAUCACCCACCACAAAUCUCCUGCUGCUGCUCGGCGGGCCAAGAGUCAGUACCCGGGACGGCUGCUGGAGGUCAAAGAGGUGGGUGUUUGAAGUGGGCUCCAGGAAUUCAGUCAGAUUUAUGUUCACAGAUUUUUCUGAACAUGUCUCUCGUAGAGGAUAAUCAACACAUUUUUACCAUUUAGUUAUAUUUUAAUUCAGCUAAAAAUUCAUUUUCACAGCAUUAGUUAUCAUGUCUGUCAUUAUGGGUAGUUUUGCGUUCACUAAUUUGUGGGGAUCCACUGAUCCGAUAUUUGGAUCAGAUAUCGGCUCAGAUAUUAACAAAUUAACUGGAUCAGAUAUCGGAUGAAUGACGCCGAUCCAGCGUUCCGAUCCAGUCUUUUUUUUACUUUAAUUAAUUUUUCUUUUCUUUUUCUAAUUUUUAAUUUUUUUUCAACAAGGCUAAUGUCAAACCUGAUUCCUUCACUCACAGGGCAAGGUAUACAGUUCAUUCAUUCAACAGUAGUGUUGGAUUGGUAUCAGAUAUCGGCCGAUACGCUCAGCCCAGGUAUCGGUAUCAGAUUGGAUCGGUAAAAAAUGGAUCGGUGCAUCUCUACUAAUUUGUCACUUAGAAACUAGAACUUUUUUUUCACACAAUUAAACAUGUUGAGAGCCAAGUACAGAAAUACUAACUUGUUCAUUUACAAUAAUAUUAUAUCUUACAGGGGAUACAUUUUGAAUAACAUCUGUUUAAAAAUAUAUCAUAGCUAUUAUAAUAUGAAAAUAGCGGAUUAAGGGGAAAAUCUGAUUUGUCAGAUACACAGGCACAGAGUAGUUUUCUGUCUGCUAAGUGCUGCUACAUACCCAAAUCUCAGCAAUCACAGUUUCUUAGUGUGUUAACUCAAAAGUUUCAUCAAAUAUCAGAAACAAACAAUCAUUUCCUCCUCGAUGAAGCUCAUUUUGAAAGUUUGUCUGUUUUGAUAAUUGGAGACGAACUCUUGACAAAAGCUGCUCUGUGCUUUUUGUGGCCUUUGUGCAUUCAGAGUCUGCACUCUGGUCUCAGGUGGGAUGGUGGUGCAGUGAGUUCAGCAGAUAUUUCUGGCUCCCUGGCAGCCUUGACACUGACUGCAGUGUGCACAGUCUUCACUAUAAGUUCAGCUUUGUUUGCAUUUUUACCGUAUCUAUCAGAUCUGAUUAACAUGGCUGGUGUAUGUUGUCGUUCUGGUGUGGGAAGUGUGAGUGUGUGGAAAUCAACAUAUGAGAUAUAAAAGUGUUAGACACUCCUCAACAUGGUGUCCUGCUAAUCCGUAAAGGUAUAUAUACAUUGAAAUAGUUUUUUCCGCUUCUAUCAUAACAAGGGAUUUGUUUUUGAUUUAUUUCGCGCCUCAGAUCCUCAUUAAUUCUUCCUGCCUCACUCACCAAACUUGUCACUUGUGGUUACCACUCACCCCUCACAUUCAACAUCUCCAUUCACUCAGCACAGCCUUCCUCUCGUCUGCUUAUCUGUCGGAGAGGAGAUAGUUUUCCUCCUGUCUCCUCUUAAUAGCCCAUCUGCUGCUGCUUUAUGCUGAUUAAUUGGAACAGAUAAAGCCUGAAGUUAAGCUAAAAUAAUAAAGGUAUGAUAAAGACGACGUUUCAUACCCGACUGUCAAAACUAUAGAGCAAUUACCUGCUGCAAUAUUUGCCUUUAUUCUCCUUUUUCAAGAAAUGAACUCUUCAGUAUUGUUGCCAAGCAGCUGUGCAUCUGGUCCCUGAAUUAUGUAGAUAAGAUGACUUAACAGUUCGGAGGGAGAAUAAAACAUUGACGAGGAGAGACAAGAGGAUUUCUAAAUAUAAAACUCUUCUGCCCGAACACAAUGUAGAAACAGAGGAGAGAAACAGAAGCUGACAGGGAAGAGGAUGCGUCUGUUAUUGAGGAAAUUGUUGCUGUAUCCCCAGAUAUUGCGCUCUGGAUAGUUUUGUUUUGAAUGUGGAAAUAAAAGUUGAACGCAAGUUUUGUAAAAUGCACAACUUAUCAAAAUCAAGAUAAGAUUGAAGACUGUGCAGAAUAUAAUGGUAUUGAGUGGUGAUGAUGCUCUGUCUAUGAAGAAUCACGUUUGUCUUUUCUGGGCUUCUAUAGAAACAUGGAGGAGCACCAACUCUGUUAAUAUGAAAAACUAUUAAGGUAAAGAAACACGCCAGUUUUCCUCAGGACAGCACCGGUGAAAGAGUUCAAAUGUAAGUUGAUAGAUGUCCAAGUUCAAAUCAGUACAAACAGGAGCUGUAAACGAGUGUUUAUAUCAGUGCAGUGGUUCCAAAUCUGAGGCAGUGAGAUCUUAAAGGGAUAUUCCGGCAUAAAAUUAGGUAGUGCUUUUCUAAUUAUACCAACUUUAGUAAUGACUGCAUGUCAGCCACAAAUAAUGCUCAGAACAGCACCUAACUUCAUCAACAGUACAUAUAGGGUCUCAGCCAUAGCACUAGCCACAAAACAUCUUUUUAGCUUCGCCUGAUUUCUUUAGCAAAGAGACUAAAAACAACUCACCUACUCUCUUCCAGCAGCCGCUUGUUUGUACAGAGACCUCAGACGAGUCCAUUACAGACUGCAGCGGGGUGACACAGCUCAAGGAAGAACAUUUAUGAUUAUUUAUUUAUCAUUUCCUUGAAGUAAUAAUCACCAUACUAAUCAUUUUGCGCUGCAGACGUGGUAGUUCUUCUGCCUUAGCAUCUUGGUCUGUUUGCAUUUCCAUGAAGUAAUGAUCAUAAAUGUUCUUCCUUGAGCUGUGUCACCCCGCUGCAGUCUAUAAUGGACUUGUCUGAGGUCUCCGUGCAAACAAGCGGCUGCUGGAAGAGAGUGGAUGAGUUGUGUUUAGUCUCUUUGCAAAAGAAAUCAGGCAAAGUUAAAAAGAUGUUUGGUGGCUGGGACCCUAUAUGUACUGUUGAUGAAGUUAGGUGCUGUUCUGAACAUUAUUUGUGGCUAUAGAGUGGCGUUUAUGGCUCCUGAGACCACUGUGUAUUGCCAUCCUGUGGUUGUUACUAAAGUUGGUAUAACUAGAGAAGCAAGAGGUCGGCAACAUUCAUCUCUUGACGGGGUGUCUAACGUCAGUGUUACGGUGUGUUUGACUCUAAAUUGAUUUUAUGCCGGAAUAUCCCUUUAAUGGGCGGCCUGGAGUUACAACAAGUGGGGUCAGGCAAGGCUUAAUCAAGUUCGAGGUUUAAUCAAGUUUAAUCUGCAAGCAAAGCAUGGCUAACUCUGAGAAAGGACAGCUGGGUUAACACAAAGCUUAUUACCAACAUGCUGAUUUACUUCUACUUCCUGUCUUAUCUGUUGCUCAUAUAGACAGCAGAAUCCUGUUAUUCGAGGGUAACUUGAUAGGAUCACUAUUUUUCACCUGUAGCGCUCUGAUCCUCGCCCCAGUAUCCAAAAUGACUCUUGUUUACUGCCUGUCUUAAUCUGGGGCACAGCCAUUUUCUAUGGUGUCUGCCAAAUAGAGCGUUUUAACACUGCAAAAACAGUGCUUACAUAAUAACCCGUCAUGUCACUCAAACCUUUGUACCCCUAUGUCUCCUCUCCUAAAAGUGGAGCAGAGGAAAUAAACUGCUGAACCUCUUCGCUAAGUCUCAGCUUUUACACCCUCAGUCAUUCUUAUGACGCUGUCCCAGGAGCAUCAAUAUUUCAUGCACAAAAAAAAAAAAAUCUUUCUUUCAUGCCGUCUUGCUCAUUGAAGACCUGGCUGGCUUCGAGUCAUUAAAUUCCCCAUUCAUAUGCGCCACGCUGUGCCUCGCUAAGAAUAUCUUGUCUAAGUGACGCACUUUGUGACAGAAAGAGAGCAGCUAGUGAACGGUGAAAGUGGAGAGUCAUUUCUCACCUCUCGGGGGCAGAGCGGGCCUCCUCCGAGUGAACCCGGGACAGUUUGAGUAAAUACGGAGCAGAUGGUGUGAUCAUUAAGCAAAACAAACACUCCUUUGGUGCUUGUGUUUUCUCCACAGGCGGAGAAAACCCGGCCCUCUGUGAUGUGUGAUUCAUUUUCUCUUUGGUUUCACAUUUGUUUGGUUGUGAAGAACUGCGGCUUUGUGCGACCUGAAUCACUUCCCUUCCUCUCUCUUCAAAUCCACUCUUUCUCCUGUCUCCCUCUCUCUCCAUCCUCGUGUCAUUUGUUCUCCUUCCUUUAUUCAUUACAGGCUCGUAACUUUGCCUGACGGGUUUGGUCCAGGGCCGCAGGGACGGACAGUAAAGGAGUCUGUUAUUUAUUCUCCACUGUAUGCAGUAGAGACCUGAAAGCUGCAGUGUGCUGAUUAUCAGCAGAUUUAUGAUCAAGCAGCAGCAUGGGGAUGUUAUAUUGUACCUCCUACCUAUCUCCACUCAGUGCCGCUGAUAAUAUCAUAAAAUUCACUCUGAUACUUCCUGUUAAACAUCCACCUAUCCACAGAUGCAUACAGCUUUCCUCUCAAAUAACCAUAAAGGGGAGACGUGUUUGCACUCCACUGAUUCUCCACAUGAUCGACUCUGCCCUGUUGAACUCAGUGAACCCUCCUCACAUCUCAGAGACACAGAGCAGAGCAGCAAAUGUAGAGUCAUACUUUCACUAGAAGAGACAUUCUUCGGUGUCCUGAAAUUACUUGGAAUUUUUCAGGAGCUCAGACAACUACGUUUUCGCUUGUUCACACAUCUGCAAUAUUAUGCAUGAUGUCUUCCUGUUCCUGUAGGUAGGAGGGAGGACGCACGCUGUGAAAACUGCAGUGUAAAGUUGACAACAUGACUGCAGACAAAGAAACAGAGAUCAAUGAUGUGGACGCUGUUUAGCAUUUUAAAGACCAUAUGUGCAAUAGAUGGCUAUGCAGAAUGUCCAUGUAGAUUCUCAUUCAUCCAGGUCAUGGUUAUCUUGAAGACUUAAAAACAGGCAACUGGACUGUGUAGAGUUAAGAAGACGUUUCGCCUCUUAUCCAAGAAGCUUCUUCAGUUCUAAAAGUGCUAGUGUCAGCAGACAAGUACUCCAACAACAGAGGCAGUCCAAGCAGUAAGACAACGCCUCUCACAGGACAGCACACUGGAAGUCAGAACCAACUUAACCCCGGACCACAUCUGCUCCUUAUUGGACAUCUGCCUCAGCACCACCUAUUUCCAGUUCAGAGAGCGCCAUUACAGACAGAAACACGGAUGCGCGAUGGGCUCCCCGGUUUCUCCAAUAGUGGCAAACCUGUACAUGGAAGAGGUAGAGAGGAAGGCCCUAACCUCUUUCAAGGGAGCUGCUCCUAGCCACUGGUUCAGAUAUGUGGAUGACACCUGGGUUAAGAUCAAAACACAUGAAGUAGAGGCCUUCACUGACCAUAUCAACACAGUGGACAGCAACAUCAAGUUCACCCGUGAAGAUGUCAAGGACAAAGUGUUGGCCUUUUUGGACUGUGCUGUACACUUGGAGGCAGAUGGGUGUCUCAACGUUGAAGUGUACAGGAAACCAACACACACGGAUCAAUAUCUACUUUUUGAUUCCCACCAUCCUCUGCAGCACAAACUGGGUGUCAUCAGAACACUCAACCACCGGGCCGAGAACAUUCCCACGAAGAAAGAAGGUAAGGAAAAGGAACAAAAGCACAUCAAAAAUGCCCUGACAACCUGUGGAUACCCUAAGUGGGCCUUUGUGAAGAACAGAAAGAGAAAUAACACUGAACAGGGAAGGGAGGAGAGACGCAAGAGCACUGUAAUCCCUUACGUUGCAGGCCUGUCUGAGAAACUCAAGAGGAUCUUUGGCAAACACCACAUUCCUGUUCAUUUCAAGCCUGGUAACACACUAAGGCAGAGGCUAGUCCAUCCCAAGGACAAAACACAGAGACAUAAACAGAGUAAUGUGGUAUAUGCUGUCCAGUGCAGCGAGGAAUGCUCAGACCUGUACAUUGGGGAAACUAAACAACCGCUUCACAAGCGCAUGGCUCAACACAGGAGAGCCACUUCCUCAGGUCAGGACUCAGCUGUCCACCUUCACUUGAAGGAUACAGGUCACUCUUUUGAGGACAGCGAUGUACAGGUGUUGGCUCGAGAAGACCGAUGGUUUGAAAGAGGAGUUAAAGAAGCCAUCUUUACCAGGCUGGAGAAACCUUCUCUGAACAGAGGGGGUGGACUCAGGCACAAUCUCUCUGGCACUUACAAUGCAGUUCUCAGCUCUCUCCCCAGAAAGCUCCACAAACAUUCACACCUGGAACCACAUGACUCAGGUGGCAUGAGUCAUGCGGUCACAUGAUAGGAGUCGCUAACGACCCUUUCAGGAUAACGACUUGGGGGGGACACACCGAGAGAUGGGUUUCUACGACCCAUUCUUUUCAACUCCAGCCAGUCGUUAACUGUCCCCCUUCUCCAGUAAGAUAAAUAUCUGCUCCUGACACUAGCACUUUUAGAACUGAAGAAGCUUCUUGGAUAAGAGGCGAAACGUCUUCUUAACUCUACACAGUCCAGUUGCCUGUUUUUAAGUCUUCAAGAUGGCUAUGCAGAUAUUUUCACUGCUCUAGGCUGGAAAAAGAGUCUCCUUCUUUAAAGGGAUAGUCCGGGGUAAAAUUAAUUUAAGCUCAAACACACCGUAACACCAAGUUAGACUCCCCCUCUAGAGAUGAAUGUUGCCGACCACUUGCUUCUCUAGUUAUACCAACUUUAGUAACGACCGCAGGAUAGCAAUACAGAGAGCCACACGCUCAAGCAAAACGCCACUCUAUAGCCACAAAUAAUACUCAGAACAGCACCUAACUUCAUCAACAGUACAUAUAGGGUCCCAGCCACAGUACUAGCCACCAAACAUCAACACAACUCACCUACUCUCUUCCAGCAGCCGCUUGUUUGUAGCGAGACCUCAGACGAGUCCUUUACCAACAACAACGGGGUGACGCAGCUCAAGGAAGAUCAUUUAUGAUCAUUUAUUUAUCAUUUCCUUGAAGUAAUAAUCAUCAUAUUAAUCAUUUUGCACUGCAGACACAGUAGUUCUUCUGCCUUAGCGUCUCGGUCUGAUUGCAUUUCCAUGAAGAAAUGAUCAUAAAUGUUCUUCCUUGAGCAGUGCCACCCCACAGUUGUUGGUAAAGGACUCGUCUGAGGUCUCGCUACAAACAAGCGGCUGCUGGAAGAGAGCUCUCUGUAUUGCUUUCCUGUGGUCGUUACUAAAGUUGGUAUAACUAGAGAAGCAAGAAGUCGGCAACAUUCAUCUCUGGACUUGGUGUCUAACUCGGUGUUAUGGUGUGUGUUUGACCCUAACUUAAUUUUACGCCGGAAUAUCCCUUUAACUUUCACUCUAUUUACACAUCACAUCCCUGUGUUUGUAUCUCAACCCUGAAUUGUUGACAGGAAAAAGUCUGAGUAAAAUCAGGUCAAUGGCUGUUUGCAUUUCCACCCUAAACAGUUUGGAAAGUUUUGUAUUCCUGCAAAACAAGCCUGACAGAAGCGUAAUUUAUAAGUUUAAAGUGAUCUAAAAGGUCAAUCAGUUACUUUUGAAGAAGUUCACAUUGAUUUCUUAUGAGUCACUGAAAGUGUAAAAAGUGAGAGUUUGAUUUUUAAGUGUGGCUGUAGGAGGUACUCCUCAGUAGUAAGUGUGUUAGUCACCUCGGUCAGCUUGGCUCUUUGUUGAAAAAACAGCCAGACCAGAAGCUAUGCAAUCAACCGCUGGUCAGACAGAGUCAGCUCCACCAUGUAAUUUAGCUAAUUAUACCAAACUCCAACUAAAGCACUAUUCUCUGUGUCAGCGUAUGCUCUAUUCAGAAAUUUUUCAGCUCUUUACACACUUAAAACCCGUAAGAUUUUAUGCCUCCAUCCUCAGAUAUUUCUCUAAACAUGAUUAUUGAAUAUUAUUUGAGCAUUUUUGAUGUCGCAACACGCCCCUCUCUCAUAUCCCUGAAGAUGGCCGUAACGUACCAAUUUAUUUGUGGAGUCCUAGUUUGAAUGUUUUGGCUGUUGUGUCGCUGUCCUAUCUCAUCCGUCAGUCCACUCAUGCAUGCAUCUGUCUCUCCUCUGACUGUGUGACGACGGGAGUCAGACCACAUUACCGUCUCUCCGACAUGGCCGGCGUGGACUCAUCAAACGCCUCGAAUCUGAGAGCAGCAGCAGCACCACUGGGCACUUACGCUGCUGCUACAGAGCUGGAUCACUGGGGUUAGGCUAUUUCGGGAAGCAACAGUGGUCCUGUUGGCUCCAGAGAGCUGUGUGUGUGUAUGUGUGUGUAUGUGUGUGUUUGAUGGGGGGCAGCUGUUAUUACCGUGAGCCCACUGGCUUGGCUUUUGAAAGAUCUCUGGUAAUUUUAUGUCUCUCUAAACAUUGUAAACCAAUAACAAAGAUGUAAGCGACAUAGUUAUUCAGCCAGAGAGCAUCAUUAUGAUUGGUCUUUGAUAGAUUGUAUGAAUACAGAUGACUAGCAUGGCUCUGUUUUGAUUGGUGGUAGUGUCCACACAGAUGCCUAAUGUCCCCCUUUCAGUCUUAUCUGCACAUCAUUUAUUUACUCGUGUUUAACCGUCUAAUAUUCCUUUAAAAGAGUCCACUCAUCACUGUUUUCCCCCGUUUGUUUACAGAUCUCCAGAGUGCUUACAUCCAGACAUUCAGCCACAUUUCAGUGAGCAUCGCAAAACUUAGUGAGCCGUGUUAUUUUUGAGCAUGGUAUGGGUUUUUUAGAGUUACUUAAGGUUGCAUAGCAACACAAUUGCUCAGAGAAUUUUACAGCCACCUGCUGAAGGCCCCUUUAGUGAGUACAGACCCUGAGGCAGUGCUGAUGUCUGGUAUCAGAGAUGCACCACAGAUACAGUCACUGCUUUUCUGCUUACAUUUAGACAUUGCAUGAUAGAUGCAUAAAAGUUAAUGGCAUUAAUACUUAAAGUAGCUCUAUGUAUAACAUGCACCAAGUCCAUGUAGAGUAUUUUUUUUUUCUUUUUUUUUUUUUUUUUUUAUAGGUGAUGCAAGACAGGUGGUUAAAAAAAUAUAAACAGCACAAACAGACAAUGGAGACAAGACAAAGUGACUAGUACAGCAGGGACACAUAACAUUUACAUACAUUUAGAAGGUGUUGCAAGGCUGUGUGGUUGGGUGGGUGGGUGUUUUUAUGUGUGUUAAGAGGUGUGUGUGUUUGUGGGUGUGAAUUGCUCCCUCUUUUUAAAUUAUGAUGACUGUCAAGGAGAGAGUGAAGGAAGAAAAUGUAAGCAUUAUGCCAUAAUAAUAAUGGUAAUAAUAAUAAUAAUAAUAAUUAUAAUAAUAAUAAUUAUGAUAAAGCAAAAAGUGAGAGAGAGAGAGAGAUUAUUAUUCUACUCUUUAUUUAUCUUAAUUAUUUUUUAAUUUAAUUUUGUUUUAUUUAUUUAUUAUUAUUCUACUAUUUAUUUAUCCAAUUAUUUAUCCAAUUAUUUUUUAGUUAUUAUUAUUUAUUAUUUAUCACUCAUUUUUUAUUUUAUUUUGUUAUUAUUAUUAUUUAUUGUUUUUUUUUCUCUCUCUCUCUGUAGAGUUUGUUUCAGCUGUUUAAGCACUUUAGUUGCUUAAAAUCCAAUUUUAAGUUCCUAUUUGUGACUUUUGGUUUGUGUCUGUUUUAUAAUAAUAAUAAUAAUACUAAUAAAGCAAAAAAGAUAGAUUAUUAUUCUACUAUUAAUUUAUCCAAUUAUUAAAAAUUUAAAGGUCCUAUUUGUGACUUUUGGUUUGUGUCUGUUUUGGCGCCUCCUUGUGGAUAAAGCAGUAUCUUUAAUCUCUUUACAAAUCCUCUCUCAUACAUUUGCUCUGCAGUCCUUUAACAGUUAAAUUUUAUAGCUACUUGACAGAUAGAGAGGAAAAAAUAACAUCCAGCUGCAAUUAAUGUCUGCACACCCACAAUAUGUGACAUAGAUUUCUUGAGGAGUGUGCAGUGAAAAAGAAAAAACUAGCAUGCUCUGAUUGUUUAAAGGGCACUGAUACACUGUCAGCAUGCUGAGUACCAAGAAUCUAUUUAUAACAAGCACUGGGGACCAAAACUGAGCUCCACCUGCCUGAGACAAACAUCAUCCCACCUGAGUAAAUGCCUGAAUAAUUGGACAAGCGAGGUGAAGGAAAACUUCCUCUACAUGAGUGUCCCCGCUACUUCAAACCCCACUGCAACAGCUUGCUGUGACUCAAAAAUAGAUCUGUUGGGCAACGCGGGGAGACAGAUGUGCUACUCGAGUACGUGCCGAGGACGAGUGAGUGUGUGUGUGUGUGUGUGUGCAGCCAUACAAUAUUAAUGAAUAUAACAUUUCUAAGCUGAUAAACAAGCCAGAUUCAUUAGCUUCAGGAGAAGUUUAUUACCCACCAGCCAGAGCCGACUUUGUCUCUCCUUUCUUUUGUGAUGCAUUUAGACUCUGAGAGGUGAGUCAUACAGGAAUAAUUCUAACAAGGAAAUGCUGUGUGUGUGUGUCUGUGCGAGCAGAGGGGGAGGGCUUUUUUUUUCUUUGAAGAGUUUUACCAGUUUCUGUUUUUGGCUCGGCUGUCUCGGAGCAGAUGGUUCUGGAUGAGUUGUUGCCUGUAGUCAAGACUGAGGUGACACCAUCAGAGGGAAAAGUCAAGUUGUACCACUUCCUACGCUCAAAGGAAACAGUAUGGCUGUAUGAGAUGUUGGACAACAAAGUGUUAUACUCAUGAUUGUUUCUUUUUUAUGUUUUUGGCACAUUCUCUGUUGUGUUCACGGAUGUUGUUGCUCAUAUACCCUCUAUAUUAUGAGCCAAACAUUUCCAUUGGGAUGUCUGUAUGGACGAAAAACACCCUCUUGUCUUGAUCUUGUCAUGAAACAGAUUAUAAUGAAUAUUAAUAUGUCUAUAUGACUGAUAAAGCCUCUGGUGAGGGAUAGGUGUCAGAUUAAGCUGCCAAAACAGUCUUUGUUGACAUUUUUCAGUGAAACAUUGAAGUAUUAGCACAAAGCAGGAUGAGUUUUUUGUUAAAAAUAUGACUCAUGCAUUUACAGGAAAUAAUAAGCGAAGAAAACAAGAGCUAUCGAUUUGAACAGGCGCACCAAAAUCAAUGCAACUAAAAAGUUCUCCACAGGAGCUUGAAAAUCUUUACUAAUUUUCUCUAAUAUCUUUGUAGGAAAAUAGUGACUACUCUUUUAUUGCGAGUUUGAUGACACAUCUUUUAAAUAUGUACCAGAAACACCUCACAAACAGGUCCUGAAUGAGUCAACAGUUUAAGAAGAGAGCUGAAGUUCCUGUAUGUUGGUUUUUCUUUUAAGUCUUGUUAGGAACUUUUGGUUUGUGCCAUUUUUGGCGCCCCCUAGUGCUCAAGAGCGUUUGUAUUUACUAAACGACUGUUUAUUUUAAGGUUUUAUCUCACUUUCCUUCCACCAGGUGAUGUCCCAAGCAGAAGGCCAGCAGAAGAAUUUGGUCCAGUCCAUUGACUCUUUACCCACCAGAGGCCCUCUCUCCUGCCUAGACCAGGACCUCUUGCUGCUCAAAGCCACGUCAGCUGCCACGCUCAGCUGCUUGGGAGAGUGCCUGAACAUCCUCCAACAGACCCAGAGCCACAGCCAGCCACCACAUCACACUCAGAGCUCCGACCACAACCUCACGCCCCACGGAGCCCCCUCCGGUGAGUUCGCCCCAGGCCCUGUUCCAGUGCUGCUACUGGAGCCCCCGACCCCUCCAUCUCCCUUAUCCCUCUUGUCUUUCCAGUCCCCUCUUCCAGAGCCAGGCACCAGUGGCAAAGCUCAGCUGGGGCAGCUUGACUGUGGCUCCUGCCCCUGCCUGAUUGGUACCUUGAACUUCAAUGUUUGUAGUAAAUGCUGUUGAAUGUUGCAUUGGAGUGUGUAACUGUUGGUUCGACUCAUGUUUUUUGUCAUAGUGUGUAGAUGUUUGUGUUGUUCUGUAUUGUCAUCCACUCAUUAUUGUGUCUCUUCAAUGUCCUCAAUAACAUUGAAAUGCCAACUUCCCCAAAAAGGUAGUGCCAAGUACAAGCAUGAAUGUGAAGAGUGUAUGAACAACAUGAAUUUAUUGUCACUCUUAUUUACAGAGUACUUGUAUGUAUUUCAGAGAAUCUCCCAACGUGCAUGUCCGAAUAAAUCAGGGUUUAUGUGAGAAUGGGUAAACCUUAAUAUAGAUAUUAACUCUAUGCACUAUCAGUUCUUCUCAAGGGAUUAAGUCUUUGCCAAAGGAAUCCACACUGGUGCCUAAAAUGUCAGACCUCUGCCAUGUUUAACGCUCUCUGUGCCAGGUCUUUAUGGAUCCAAUAAAGUUAUUACAAUUCCAACCAUUUGAGGCCUGUGGGUGGUUCUAUCGACUUAACACCAAGGGUACGCUAGAGUCCGAAGGUAGCCUGGACAAAGGACAAAAAAGACUGGAUGCACAAACUAGACAGUGAAUCUAGAAGGAUCUUUUUAUUCCAUCAGCGUCUAAGAUGCAAAUCUUAGACAGGCUGUUUACAUGUCUCCAGGGCGAGAUAAGAGCUGAUUAAUGGAUGUACUCUACCAAAAAACUUACCUAACACUCACUAUGGACUUGGUCUGAAGAGGUAAAGUCUAGUUGGAUGGCAGAUGUUUUACAGCUGUUAUAAUGGAUCCCAAAGGCAAUCCAGAGGUUAAAUAAGAUGUCCACGGUCAAACACCUGCAGGAUAAUCCUCUACUCUUGGCAAAUUCCUCUUGAAAGUGGACUUAAUGACUUAGUUUGAAGUGUUAAAGAAGUAGCUUGACAAGUUUUCUUUUGAUGCUGAAUAAUCACUAAAAUCAUAAAUACCUGUGCUAUGACCUAAAGCAAAGGACAUUAAAGAGCUUUACCUGUACAGCUUCUUGCAGUUCAUGUGAAAUCAUGUAGAGGCAGUUCUUCUUUUUCAUAAGUUCGGCAGAAUUUUUGCCUCAUUUUUGGCCGCCUAUGUUUAUUUUUCUAACUGUCUAUGCUUUUAAAAUCCCUCAUGUCUCUCCGGCUGAGACGGUGUAAGAAGUUCAGACGUCCCCGAAGACACGUCUUGUAGAACGAAAUUAUUCAAGGUGGUUUGGGCGUUCAAACACCUCCAAGCCGCCUCUUUGUGGAGGUAUUCCAGGCACAUCCAACUGGGAGCAUAUCCUGGGGCAAACCCUAGAGAUGCUGACGGAGAGAUAUAUAUUCCGUUUUACUGGAAAUGCCUCAGGAAAAACUAAUGAAACGGCUUAAGAGCAGAACAUUAUGAGUUAUCUUGCUUAACCUGCUUGACUGUCAGUUUAGCCGUUUACAUACACAGUUCAGUCCAACUAUGGUCAUAGCUGAAUCAGGCAAUUUAACCAGACUGUUGUCCUUGUCCUAGCUUACAAACACCAGGCAAGAAUCCUAGCUAUCCUCAGCGACAAUAGCCAGGUUCAUUAAUACUCGGCCAUCCCUUAGUUGGCCAAAAUAAUUGACGGACGCGUUAGUGAAAGUCUCAUGGUUUGGACACCAACAACAUAACACUUCUUCCCAUUGUAGUUUCUGUAAAGCCAAAGUGACACCUGCCACCUCUCCAAGACCGUGUUUUUGGUGGAGCAGUGUCCAUCGCUGACUUCAGGAGGAUCUUUUAGGGUCUGCUUUUGGGUUUCAAUCAAUCUGCUGGUCCUCACAGUUUGUCGGUCUUCUCUUUGCGCCAACAGUCACCCUGCCCUGUACCUGUUCAUCAGACAGGGGGUGGUGUGGAGUGGGACCACCGGGCCGCAAGUACAAACCUAUUUCCUUCCGCUGCUUGGCUGAUAAGUCCUGUGGGGGUCCAUCUGCUCCCCGCUUUCGGCAUGUACCCCCCACACAUCAGUGAAGAGUUUUAGAUCGGAUCCUCGGUUUUACCGGGUGAUGGGUGGUGUAGCAUACUAGCAUGGGCAGCAUCCAGAUUUGAUGUAGCUGAUAAAGGGAGUGGUUGGCUGGUUGGCUGGUUGGUUGAACAGGAAAGCUUUUUCCACUGCAUGUUUAAGACAACUCUUUGGAGGAGAGCCUUGCAUGAGGUUGGACUGAGUUUUGCUGGCACGUUAGUCCCUCCAGGCUCAUUCAACAACAAAACCAGAGCAUUUGGAUGUAGCCAGCUGUAAUUACUAAGACAGUAAAAAUUUAAAGGAUUGUUGUAAAUGCCUACCUGAAACCUGCCAAUCACAAACCAGACAGCAUAUUAUCAGCUGAUGUCUUGGAGGAUCUUUGCCACUUGCGCUAGCUCUUUUUGGAUCCCUCCUCCCCUCCUUCCCUUUGUCAUUGCUAUGAAGAGCUUGGUUCCUUAAGCGUAAUUCUCCUUUCCUUUAAGGAAAUGAAAAUCCAUAAAGGAAAUUAACUUUGGUAACUACUUCCCUUUCAGCCUAACAUAAAAGCUGAUGCAUAUAAUGGAACUUUUUUUUAUUUUUUUGUACUUAAAAAAGAUGACUAACAAAAGAAAAGGGAAAGACUUAGAGCUGAAUGCCGUUGCAAAAGUUGAUUAAUGUCACAGCCCAGAAUAGGAAGGUAAAACCAUUGGAAACUGCAUGAAUGUUUGUCCCUCCACUGUUUGAUCUGCAACAGCCUUUUUAUCCACUUGCAUGCCUCUGUCCAAUGGUCCAAACAGCCCCCUGCUCACUGAGUAUUUCUACUUCUGGUGCUUCGUUGUGACAUCUCAGAGGAACUACCUCAUUUACUGUUCUUGCUAACAAACCACUAACUUGUGGUUAACCCUUUUUACAGGCAUGAGCUGUUUUCAGAAAUGUUUCCUUUAAAUAUCUUUACUAAAAAAAAAAAUCAAUUUUCUAUGUCUUGACAACUCACUCACAUCCACUGGCCUUCAGGCUGACCUCCCUCUGCUCAUUUCUCUGCUGUUCGGGAGUCCAGUUCUCUUUGAGGAGGUUGACUUACACUUUUCAGGUCCUGUCAAUGAAGCUGUCAUUUGACCAAAGCUGAGGCCUGGCCUGAGGGCUGGAUCAGCAGAUUUUGUCGAGACGGCUUCGCCUCAGGCUCACCAGCAUGUCACCCUGUGUCAGCAGAGCUUGCUUCUCACUAAUGGAUAUCAAAGACCAGCCUCUUGGUGCAUUAGACUUUUAACCCAAUUUUGAGUCUUGGGGCUUGAGAUAAGAGGGGUUUCACGAACCACUAACAGUACUUUGAAAUGAGAUCCACUACUGUGAUAAAUAUCAGAGGCUUUUAAAUGGGAAAAGCUUGGUUUUCUGAUGGAGUUGUACUCACAGGAGAUAAAAAUAUCAUCAGGGCGAAACAUGUCGAUUACAUUUUUAUUCUUUUGGCCUAAAUUGUGAACACAUUGAAGGUUUUACUCAUGACAGGAUAGCUCGACUAAAGCAAUAGUGUCUUGUUUUCUGUCAUUGAUACAUAUUUCAGCUUUCAGCUUCAGCUUUAACAACUAAUUGGAUGAAUUAGCAUACAUUUUGUACAGAUGUUCAUGGUCCCUGGAAGAUUAAAAGUAGAAUUUUGACAUUCAUUACAUUUUUUAAUCCUUGUCCCUGUUUAGUUUCUACUCAAUUGAUUUGCAUGAGUAAGUUAAGAUGGAUGUUUUUGGUCCUCAGAGGAUGACCUCCCAUGACUUGGGUCGUAGUUUGAUUUUCUCCUUUAGCGCAACUAUGACAUUAGCAUUUUUGGUUAGCCGGUUUACGUAGAGAGGCUACAGUCCUCGUUGGCUAUUAGGUAAAUUCCUGGUCCCUGCAGUAUUAAGUGUGUAGCAUCCCCUACUAUUCCCCCACAUUUCUUAUAUCUUCCUAGCUGUCCUUUUAGGCCCAAAAACUAAACGUCUAAAAAAUGUAGUUUGAGCGUUCAUGUGCCCUGAGGAUGAACCAGUACAGCUUUGGUGAUCCACUUCUCAUCCAACCCACAACCAACAUCAAACCCUGAACCUUGAUUUUUAACCAAAUACCUACAAACACACAAAAAUGAGCAUUCUCAAAUUUAGUAUGGGCUUGGGAUAGCAUGCUAACGUUAUCAUCAUGAGCAUGUUAGCAUGCAAUUGAGCAUGCUCCCAUCAGUAUACAGCUAAAAGCCAAGACUUCCAGAGCUGCGUCUGUGGCUCUAGACCCUUUUUCUCUGAUUCUUUAGUCAAAAACUCAAAUGAUGCAGAAGUCUUAACAAGGACGAAACACGACACAAACCAGAGAUGGUUCUCAAAUUUAAACUUCAAGCACAACCGACUGGAUUUAGCGGAUUUAGCCAAACCCUGCUGCGAGCCAUGACCUCAAAUAAGACCACCAAGUUGAAUCAUCAUCUGACGGUUCAUCCCUGAAGACAGCAGAGGAUGAAAAGAUUAUGCGUACAUUUUUUAACGCCUACAGCCGCAGGAUCAGAAUUACAUUACAUGAGGCAUAUCUAACAAGAAAGGAUUAUAACACCUCUAUAGGAUGUUUACUGUUUUUGACCUUGAAGCAAAGUGAAUCAUCUUUCUAGUCAUUUCAGCAUGCCUGACCUUAAGAGAGUACAUACAAGCAGAAACACAUGCAGAGUUUCCCGAUGUCAAUCACACUCGCUCUUUUCGAUGGCAUUUAAGAGAACCUUUUUAUUAAAUGUCAGAAAUGAGAAGGGUUUAGUCUGAUCUGAUAUAUCCCUCUUUGAUUUUCUUGCUAGUAAUUAGCCGUUACACACAAACACAAACCUAAAGAUGAAACUGUACAGCAAUAAAUCUCAAGUAUCUCCUCCUUCUCUCUGUUGUUGACUCAAAGAUGUACCCGGCUCUGACUCUACCUUGUAAUCUUUCAGAUGGUGUUCCUGUGUGGACUGUACCAAAGUCGCCCUCAGGGGAGCUGUUGAAGAACGGAGGUCUGACUCCUCUACGAUCAGCCGAGCCCUCCCCGGCCUUCAGGAAAAGGAGUCUGUCCCAUGGUGCUGAGGUGAGAAACACUGAGUCGUACUGUCAAUUAUCACCUCUCUGUCUCUGUGCUGUCUCACUCCUCUCUCCUCCCACCAUGUCUUGUAGUGUUUCAGAGGAGAGACUGAGUCUUCUCUCUCGGGCUGCACAGCUACUGUAAGAUAUAUUGCAACUGAAAUAUUGAUGGGUGGGUAGUGGGGAUUUGAGCGAGGUUGCAGGAGCUUGUUGCAAAAGUGACAGGGAUAUCUUUCAAGGUGCAUAAUUAGAUUAGAUUUAACACUUGAAUGGAAAUUUCCUUCAAAAUAAAGCUUCAGCAGAAUUCAACUUCUGUAUAAUGCAGAUAAAUACUUCAGAUUAUUACAAAUGGGGCCCAGUCAACGUGAAAGUAAACAGCAUUGGUGCUACUGUAGAUGCCAACAGACGACCAGCAAACACAAUGUUUGCAGGACUUCUACAACUAGGAUAAAGUGACAUAAUCCAGGACCUGAGGUCAACAGUUUAGGGGCGCGACAACACACAGCAGGUCCCAUUUGACAAGAAACACUUCUGUUACACUCGGCUUACUUUGUUAAAGCGGUUUACCUGUCCAGCAGAAAGGUUAGAGGGUCUGUAAGAUCCCCUAAGUGGCCCCGUCAUUGUUGAUCCGACUUUUUUAGCUCUUGUCCGGAUAGUCUACCUCCUUUUUAAGCACCUAUUAUUCCGCCAGAGUCUCAAGUAUUUACUUCGUUUUCUUGCUUGUGUUGGCAGUCGUGGCCAAAGGAGGAUUCAGACAAUUUUCUGUACUUUCUGGUUGGUUUCUACUGUCCGAUAUUGUAGCACACUAACUUUGUUUGGGCUCCUGAACGACACGGGAGAGCAGCGUACGCCUCACAACCAAUCAGCACUAAAGAGCAGCGUACGCCUCAUAACCAAUCAGGUUGGGGGAGGCGGAGAAUUGCUUUGUUUACAGUCAGAAAGAGCGGAGCGCUCUAAAAACUUUAAAUGUUGACUACACAGACUUAACAAAACAUAGCGAUAUCAUUAUAUUACCAAAUGUCAUCAAUGACUCAUAGCUGUUGACUGAUAUUAAAAGCUUUUUUGUAUAUACUCCACAAAAAAAGAUGCGGCUUUAACAGAUUCCUGCCUACUCAACCUUUAAGUAUCAUAUGGACUCUUUGGAGGAAUAUAUAAUUAAAGAAACCAAAUUCAGGAGUUAAAUGCUGCUGAAGAUGAUAAAGCUGUUUUAUUUUGAAGACAAUUUUCCAUGCAGAGCAAAAAAGGGGUGUUAGCAUAGACAUAAAAUAUGUAUUAGCCUUUUUCUUGUAUUAGGUAAGUUGCUGAUCAGCAGCUUAGUCGCUCAUAAUUGAUUUCAGACUCUCAGAAGCCCUCGGAGACAUGCCGACGAUUAUGUAUUUUCUAAGAAAGACUGCUUGCUUUGAAAUGCUUUUCCAUUUCGUAGAAAUAAGCUGACAAGGUUUUUUCUUUAUGGACGACCUUAUCUUUUCAAGUAGAUUUUGCUGCUGUUAUGAAGUGAACUGAAAGUCAAAAGCUUCUUACACGAUGAAAAAUGUUAAGAAUUAAAUCAAAGGUUCCUCUACAUCCUUCGAAUGCCAGGAAUAAAUCUGCUUGCUGUGAUGUUCAGCACGUUUGCUUAUGAUGCCCGGUGAGGGAAGCACUCAUUUGCUUUUGAAAGUUUUAACAGAGCUGCUGUCAAAUAAGUGGGUCACACAGCACAGAGCUGGAACUGAGCCCACCCCAGGAGAGGCCUUUAUGAAUUCCUGCCCAGCUUGUCCACUCCAGAGAGGACCCGGCUGUCUGACUGGACCACCAUGUCCUAGAGAGGAGUAAUAGAGUCCAGGUUGCUCUGACGUAAUGGUGUGUCAGGCUGUCAGAGAUGGGUGAAAGUGAGCGGCUGAGAUGCUGCGGUUUCAGUCCCAGACGGAAAGCAGAUGUUGUGGAAUAUUAAUAUUCUCAGCUGGAACAACAAGAUCAGAAAAGAGAAACUUCAAGACAAAUGUGAGACUGUUUGAAACAACAGAAAAAAGUCAAUUCGCACUGUUAUCUGAUCUCGGUUUACUAUUUUGUGUGCAUGUGUCAAUCUGUGGAGCUUGCUUAGCUGAUCGUUCUGGCAGGACCUGCUGCGUAACGUCAGGUAGGUUAGCUGUCAGGCUGUCAAGGAAGUGAGGGUUUCCUAGAGAGCAGCAGGAGGGUUACAGCUUCUUGGUGAAUACGCUGCAGAGUUAUUUCUUCAACCCAAUUCCUGGGUUAUAUGUGUUGAAUUAAAUUUCUGGGUUAUUUUUCAGAUCCAUACUCAUUUCUUGGGUCAUAUGGAUUCUGUUGUAACCCAAUUUGAGGGUUUUUUGAUUGGGUUAAUAAUUAUGGGUUAUUUUUCUGAGAGUAACCCAAUAAUUGGGUCAGAAUGUUGGGUUCGAUUGACUCUACGUGGUUUCUAGGCCUGAAAGUUACCUGGUGACCUUAUUGGGGUAGCUCGGGGUAGCUACUCCAAUAUACAUUGGGCGGUUGGGUUAGCUCAGCAGGUAAAGCAACUAGCUCCCACCUGGGUGGUUGGGGCUCAAAUCCCACAUGAGACACAUCUGUAAGGAGUGAAUUAUAUCCACCAGUGUGGGUCUUUAGGCAAGACCCUUAGCGCUAUGGACCUACAAUCAGUUAGAUUAAAAAAGUACAUGGGGAAAUAAGGUUCAGGUUGUAGAAGCAAAGCUCCCAAAAUAAGCUUCCCAAAUGCGUCAAACUGAGUCAAAUUAACUCGAACAUUGGGUUAACUUGACCCUUAAAAAGUGUUAUUGAGUCAGCACAAAAUUUGGGUUAAUUUGAAUAACUCAACAUUCUCGGUCAAAAUAAACCAAUAAGUCGUCGGUCCCUUUUCAACCCUGGUGUUGGUUUUUUUUAGAGUGCAUUAGUGUCCAUGCAUUCAAAAGUCAUGUCGUAUGUAGAAUAGAAUAAAACUUUAUUGAUCCCCCAAAGGAGAAAUUCAUAUUGUCACAGCAGCAACAGAUAUGACAGGAUGCACAAGAGGUAUCAUCAAAAUAAAUAGCUAUGACAACAAAUAAAUAGUUGACGGUAAAUUAGAUAAAAACCUCAAAUCUCAACACAAUGAAUAACAAGAUGAAGAUUAAUAGAGCGGGUGUAAUGCCACGCCCUGUCAUCAUUAACCUUUGACAGGUGGUAAACUUUGACCGUUACUUGUCAUGACUCCCACUCGAGCAUUAAGGAGAAUGGCGUUGUGUUAAAUUUGAUCACACUAAAUCUCACCACAACACCAGGAAGCAGGGAGGGAAGCGCCGUCAUGAGAGACACCACAGCGCCGACUAAUCUGUCACGUUAAUGAUCAUUUUUCUCGACUGACGUACGAGUGCAAAUGGGUAUUUCUGUGUUGAAGAGUCAAACCAUUUGCAGUUAAUUGUCAAGCUGCUCGGUGUACUUCAUCGCGCACAAUUAGGACCGGGGGAUGAGAGGGCAGCUCAUAAUGGUGAUUUGGCACCUUUUAAGACGUUUUGGACAGUAUUAUGGCAGUUAUGAUUCAGGAGGCCCGGGCCAACCAACUAAUAAUCCUGCCACAUCAUCAGUAUGCUAUUAGGAUACUGCGCUCCACUAAUGAGGUGGUCUUCAAUGGGGUACUGAUAUUAAAGCAAAUUCAAGCACCUUUGACUCAGAAUCAUGAGGGUGAAAAGAGGACAGGCUGUGUUUGUAUAACAAUAAACCCUGUCCUUUAUUUUGAUAUAUUUGCAGUAUGAACAAUUGAAAGUUUGAUAGCUUUGUGGCCCUUUCUCAUAACUCAUCCAUUUUAAAGAAAUAAAAGCUAAAUACUGAACACAGAUUUGCAGGAUUAAGGGUGUCCAAAUCCCGCCCAAACUCUGUCUCUUUGUCUGUUCAUAGUUUUUUUGAUAGAGACAAUGCAAAUUACAUGAUUCAACUUCUGCUUAAUACAGUCAAGCUGUAGUUAUCAUAAGGCUCUAUAACAAUAAACAUAACACAUUAUAAUACCUUACUUUGUAAGUCAUGAUAAAAUGCUUUAUAAUGUGUUAUGGUUAUUGCUAUAAAGCAUUAUGAUCAUUUAUGAGGUUUAUGAUGACAGUAAUACAAGUUUAUAAGCAAAUUAUAACACAUCAUAAAUAUAUGUAUAAUGCAUUAUCUAUGUGUGCAUUGUCAGUGAGUUGGUAACAGUUAAAACACAUUAUAAUACCUGACAUUGUAAGUCAUGAUAAAAUGUUUUAUAAUGUGUUGUGACUAUUGCUAUAAAGCAUUUUGAUAAUUUAUGAGUGUUUAUAACUAUAAUUAUACAGUGCUAUAAUGUGAUUAUAACACAUUAUACAUAUAUUUAUAAUGCGUUAUAGAGAUAGGAGUCACGUCAAGUAUUACCCAAGGGUGAUAUAAAACAGCACUCACACAAUAACAAAUAACCAAAGAAUAGUGAUAAAUGUCAUCCAUCCAUCCAUCCAUUUUCUACCAUUUAUUCCUGUUCCCGGGGUCGCGGGGGAGGCUGGAGCGUCCCUCGGACACCCUGGACAAGUCGCCAGUUCAUCGGAGGGCUGACAUUCACACCUAUAGGCAAUUUGAAAGUGGCCAAUCAACCUAACCCCACUUGAUUAAUGUCAAUUUAAAACAGAAAGUCACAGAACAACUUAUAGUCUUUAGAAGUUCUCAGAUAUCUGAUAUGAGGUUGAUCUGAUGUGAGGUGGAAGUAAUGCUGCCUCAAAAACAUUGUUGAUUCUGCGUCCGUUUUUUAUAUAGUCUGUGUUGUAAACGUGUGCAUGAACUGUUUGACCCUACACCAGACGGGUCAAAAUAAUCAAUAUUAGCAACUAAAAAUAGAAAUUGGCAUCUGUUUGCUGACAAGGUGAGGACGUCAAUCUUACAGGAGGUUAUUACUUGAUUGAUUGGUUGAUAUGCUGCCUUUGAUGGUGAACCAAAAUGAUAAAUCAAAGUUGAAUCAUUUCUUAAACUUUAUAACAUCUUUAAAUAUAUCGAACUCUGACCUAAGUGCCCGCUCACCUCUGCUGUGUGUAGAUGGUUUACCUAGUCUUCUGUGUAGGUGUCGUUUCUUAUUAAGAGACAUUUCUCCAUGACACAUUCAGAUUUAGACUUUAUACCUCUCUGUCACUGCUCUGUGAUAUUUGGCACUCUCCCUCCUGCCUGUUUUUCUCAGCUCUGCCCAGCAGCUCCAGCCAGAUUUCAUUUGAAUCUUCAAAGAUACUUGGCCUGAUGUUUGAAGACGGACCAUAAGAUGAAGGAGAUGUGUUUGCAGAUUGUCAGAACGCAUUAGAUCAGCUUGACAGUCUGUUUUUCCUUCAGCUUUAACAUACAGCUGAUGAAUGUUUAUGUCUCUGUGUGGAGGAGAUUGAAACAUCCACACACUUGAGGUCAUAUUAAGACAUUAAAAGACACUGAUCAGAUGUGCAGUCAUGUUUACUUUUCUAGUUUGUAUUAUUUUUAGGUGAUCUAGUGAGACAGAUAUGAAGCCACCUUGUGGUAGGAAAGCAGACUGCAGAGAGGGUUAACUAUUAAACACUUUGAGUCACUGAAUCCUGAAGAAAACCGUGUCAAAAACAGUAUCUGACAUCAAGACUUAGUAUGCAGCCAACCGCAGGAAGAAGAGCGCAGACUUGAAUAAUUAAUGGCUGUUAUAAAAUGUUCUGGAUCAGCUUCAGUUUCAGCGUUUGUCACCUCAGCUUAAAAUAUGAACAUUAUGUUUGUGUCCAGGACUGCCCAAGGUCAGUUCUUUUUCUAAUCUCCAGUUUCUUACUUUGGUCGCAUGCCAGGUGAAUAUUUUACCCCUAAUCUUGUGAGUGCAAGAAAGAGGAUAUAUCACUCCAGAAUAAUAAAGGUUAGCUAUUUGAAUUAUUUAACCCCAAAAUGGCAUUUAAUAUGCAGUUCUAGUGUGCAGCCGGCAAGGGGAGGCACGUGGCCGGUGCAUGACAGCACAGGGAGAAUGAAGGAAAACCUGCAGGUGCUUGCAGAAAUCAGUGGGCUAAAUGCAUUCGUAACAGCACCAGAACAUCACCACGCUCUAUUAGCUGUCCCUUUGUGCACGUGUGCAGCUGCUCAGGAUCAAUUUCACUAUGGUGAAAAACAUGGUUUGAAGGCAGGGAAGGACAAGUCUAUAUUAGAUACACAUUCACCUCAUCAAUUUGAAACACUCCAGAAAGACAUCAGCCAAAAAUUUCUCGUUUGAUCAAAUAGGAGUAGUAGUAUUAUGCUGCAUUUUCUUUCUCAUGAGUUAUAGUUCCUUGUUUAUUCCAGCAGAGGGCAGCAUAGUCCUCCACUAUGUAGUUACUCCUGUUUUGAUUCACAUGUGAACACCACAUUUGUUAUAGCACUUGAUCUGAGGCAAAUACAGAAGACUUUGUAUUUGUGGUUGAACAUUUAGGAUCACAACCUGCAGUAAAAGAGCAAACUUACUUUUAUUAACUGAAUCAUUUCGUGUUAGUCAGGCAUCAAUAAUCAGCCGGAGCAUUAAAAAAGUGCUUACAUUAAGGGGCCUUGGUUUUACCUGAGUCUUAUUAACUGGCACAAAGGUCUUGGUCUUGUCCGUCCCAGGGUGAAAACUUCAAAUAAAGAGCUGUGUGUUCUCAGGUCUGAGCUCAGCGUGGAAAAUUUCAACCCAUGACUCACUCUCAGCUCUCUAAUCCACUCUCUUUAUUGAACUCGGGAUUUACUUGAGGGAUUCUGGAAAAUACAGGCUGUAGGAAAAAGCCUCUCUUAUGUCUCCUACUACAGUCUAACAUAAACCUUAAGUUUAACGUUUGAGUAUGUUAAAAACAAAGGUACAGAAUGAGUAAAAAAUACAUUAAACUGUUCAUUCAUUUAUUCCUCUUUACCUGAACAUACAGGACUGUUUGCACAGCUGUUGUAAAUCUAGCUUUUUACAUGAAUUUACAAGUUGUUCAGAUAUGUUGACUGUGGCAAAAUCGAAUGAAAAAUCUUGCAACUUGUUCCAGACAUUCAGGUGAAGAGAUGAUUUAAUGCUUUGUAAUUUUGAGUGAUUGAAAAAGCAUGAAGCUGAGAGGCUUUUAAAAUCAAAUGAUGAGGACGACAAGAACCCUUUCUCAAAGCUUUCAGGAAAAGAUGUCUGACUCUUGAGCGAAGAGUGUAAUUUCUGUAAGAGUCUUUGACAGCAAAAGAGCAGCUCUGAAGAGACAUUCAUUAUGCUUUGAGUGAAAAAUGGCUUUCAGAUUACCAGAAUUUUUUUGCUUUCUGCAGUCAUGUCCGUGUAUUAAUGCUGGUUAAGUACUCAGCUGAACACACUGGCCACAUUUUAUGUAAGUUUGUGUGUCUAAGUGUGAGCACUAAAACUGCUGUGUCUGCACCGGCUGUGUUUUAUAUCCUCUCAUUAGAGGCUGAGCUGAUGAAACAGCUCAUUAUGAUUUAUAUAUGAAGUGCUGAGACUUAACAUCUCAGCCCAACUUGCCUCAUGUUUUUAAGGAGGUGUAAGAGAUUUGGGAGGUCUGAUUCUGGCAAUGUUUCACCCUCUACCCUCUCCCUGACAAUUCAAGUGAUAUUUUAUAAUACUGUGGUCUGAGCUGCUGUUUGAAACACAAGUGUCUGAUAUUUUAAAUCAAAAGGAAUAGUUGGUCAUAUUUCAAGUUAAAGCUCCUGUAAGGGACUUUUUUUGCUUGUUGAUUUUGGCGCCCCCUGAGGAUAUUGUCAUCUUAUCCUGCUUUAAAUGAGCAGUGAAAACUUACUGUGGAUAUAUGCUGUGGCCAUCUCAGUUUGCUGUAUAAUCUUGUCCGUCCCCUUUAGUACAGGAAUAAAAAAAAAAAAAAAAUUCAAAGAUAGAUAUUUGCAGACUUGUUGUAAUCAAGUCUUGUUUGCUUUUGUAGACUAUAAAAGACGUCACUGUUAAUAUCAAUCUGUUUUAUAAUGAGUCAAAAACUCCACAUGCAGGAGCUUUAAAAUAAAAUUUUUAUAAACUUUUAAUUACAGAUAACAGGAAAUGUUAGCAUUAACCCCAAUGCUAGCUAUUAUGACUAUUUGAAAAUGUGACUAUAAGAAAGGAAAAUAAAAUUCUGGAUAUAUUUGUUUUUCAUCUGGAAGACACGAUUAAGAUUUUAAGUUUUUGUUGGUUAUUGCUUGAAGAUAAUUGAUGGUUAAAGAAUUUUAGUUCUUUAAAUGUUGAUUAAUUGUUAAAUGUUGAAAAAAAAAAAUCCCUGCAUGUAUCAAGUUUGUAACCUGAAAGUCUACUUUAGUUUUAUUUCUUAACAAAGCACGUUUCAGACCAUUUGGAGUCUAUAGGUACAAAAAAAAACACAAUGUCAAAAUUGUAGGCGUAAUAUGAUAAAAAUAAAGUUUGACAAAAAAAAGGUCAUAGUACAGGAUGUCAAAAUGUCAUAGUAUAGUAUGAUAAAAAUGUCAGAUUUUAGUAUGAUAAAACUUCCAAAUUUUAGUAUGAAAAAAAAUCAUAGUAUAGUAUGAUAAAUAUAUCAGAGUACAGUAUGAUAAAAAAUGUCAUAGUAUAGUAUGAUAAAAAUGUCAUAGUAUAGUAUGACAAAAAUUUUACAUUUUAGUUUGAAAAAAAGUCGUAGUAUAGUAUGAUAAAAAUAUCAGAGUACAGUAUGAUAAAAAUGUCAUAGUAUAGUAUGAUAAAAAUUUUACAUUUUAGUUUGAAAAAAAGUCGUAGUAUAGUAUGAUAAAAAUGUCAUAGUAUAGUAUGAUAAAAAUAUCAGAGUACAGUAUGAUAAAAAUGUCAUAGUAUAGUAUGAUAAAAAUUUUACAUUUUAGUUUGAAAAAAAGUCGUAGUAUAGUAUGAUAAAAAUAUCAGAGUACAGUAUGAUAAAAAAUGUCAUAGUAUAGUAUGAUAAAAAUGUCAUAGUAUAGUAUGACAAAAAUUUUACAUUUUAGUUUGAAAAAAAGUCGUAGUAUAGUAUGAUAAGAAUAUCAGAGUACAGUAUGAUAAAAAAUGUCAUAGUAUAGUAUGAUAAAAAUGUCAUAGUAUAGUAUGAUAAAAAUAUCAGAGUACAGUAUGAUAAAAAUGUCAUAGUAUAGUAUGAUAAAAAUAUCAGAGUAAAGUAUGAUAAAAAUGUCAUAGUAUAGUAUGAUAAAAAUUUUACAUUUUAGUAGGAAAAAAAGUCAUAGUGUAGUAUGAUUAAAAAUAUGAUAAAAAAGAAAUUGUACCUUGAAUUUCCAAUGAGAAUUUUUUGAAUUUAUGAACUAGACCUAAACUUAUUUUGAUGCCUUUUUAUAAUCAACAAAAACAAACAAGACCAUGAACGAUAAAUAUGACUGUCAAGAGUCAGAAGACGCUACAAAUGCAUGUUUGGAGCAGGUUUACCAUAGACUACUUUAUCCAUAGGGGGCGCCAAAAAGUUCCUCACAGCAGCUUUAAAAUGCUGCUGACAGGGGACAAACAGCUGUCAUUUUACUACGGUGAAAAUGAAACACAACAUCACAAAGAGAGAGAAGGCAAAAUAGGUAAAGAGGUAAGAUAUUUAUUUAUUUGUUUAUUAUUUAGAGAGAGAGAGAGAGAGAGAGAGAGAGAGCGCAUAUUCUGACCUCUUCAGACUUAUUUCUGUCAUAUUUAACAUCUAUACAAGAAAUACAGCUAGUAAUUAAGAAUCUAGUUUAAGAAGGUUUGAAAUUAGGAAACAAAAUUUAUAAGUAUGCCCUCCAUGCACUAGUGAUGACUGAUAAUGCAAGUUAUGGUUCUUUUAGUUCAGCACCCAAAGGACUGCAAAGGGAAAUCCACUUUUUCAAAAGCAAAGCUAGAGAGAGGAUGCUCACUGUUAAGAGAGGGUAGCUAUAGUCCACUGUCGCCUAGCUCUCAGGUGAUGUUUGGGCCAAAAAUAAAUGAACCAGCCUGUUCAAACUGUGAAGCUAAAGGAGUCUUUGAAGUGUGAACAUGAGCUCAAUGCCCUACGCACACGCUGUCCCCUGAUGACUCUUGAGAGAGAGGGAGACAGAUUCAAGAGAGAUGAAGAACAGAAAGCAAGAAGAAAACAGUACCAAGACAGUUAUGGAGAAGGAUGCUGAUGAAACAGAAUAGUGGAUGGCAUGGAUAAGGAGGGUGAAUGGAAGAAACAAUGACAGAGAUGACAGUGUGAGGGCGGAAGACAGGGAGCAUGAAUUAAACAUGAUACUGGAGUAAAUUAACCACAAUCUGCUACCGGCGAUCCUCGGCGAUAGUCAAGGGAAUGAGAUAGUGAUCUGGGACCAAGACCACACCACCAUAUUUCAUGUACCCAGAGUGCACUGGUACCAGAAUUAAGUCUCUACAGUGUUGCGUUUAAAAGUUAUAGGCAAGCUAAAAAAUCCCCAUUUAAAUGAAUGGAAUUGCCUGUGGCUGCUACCUUUUGAAGCAAGAUCGGACACAGUUUUUCUAAGUGUUUAGGGUUAGGGUUAAAAUGACUAAAAUGACUGAGCACAUUUCAGACCAUUUUGAGUCUAAAAGAACCAAAAAACGUGGAAAAAUGUCAGAAUUGUAGGUGUAGUAUGAUAAAAAUAAAGUUCUGGGAAAAAAGUCAUAGUAUAGGAUAAUAAAAAUGUCAGUAUUAUAUGAUAAAAAUGUCAUAGUAUAGUAUGAUAAAAAUUUCAAAUUUAAGUAUGAAAAAAGUCAUAGUAUAGUACGAUGAAAAUAUCAUAGUAUAGUAGAAUAAAAAUUUCAUAGUAUAGUAUGACAAAAAAAUGUACAUUUUAGUUUGAAAAAAAGUCAAAGUAUAGUAUGACAAAAAUAUAAUAGUAUAGUAUCAUAAAAAAUGUCAUUGUAUACUAGGACAAAAACUUCAAAUUUUACAACCAAAAAUGUCAUAAUGAAGUAUGAUUAAAAUAUCAUCGAAUUAUGACAAAAUGUCAUAGUAUAGUAAGAUAAAAAUAUCAUGAUAAAAAUGUCAUAGUAUAAUAAGAUUACAAAAACUACAUUUUAGUUUGAAAAAGUCAUAGUAUAGAUUGAUAGGUCAUAGUAUAGUAUGAUGAAAAUGUCAAAUUGUAAUGUUCGACUUUUUUGAAAAAACUUACGUUUGAGUUUGAAAAAUUAUAGUAAAAAAUCAUAGUAUAGUAUGAUAAAAUUUUUAUAUUGUAAUGUGAAAAACUGUCAAAGAAGAGUACGAUAAAUGGAUUUGUUAUGACAUUGGUGUCACCGUGGUGUAAUGGGUAGAACUUUGCCUUUCAACAACAAGGUCAUGGGUUCAAAUCCCAGUUAGGUCUUAUAUAAUAAAAAUAAGUUAUGAAAAAGAAAUUAAUCAUAUAUUAGUAUGACAAAAAUAUCAUAGUAUAGAAUCAAUAAAUAUCAUAGUAUAGUAUAAUUCAACUAUCACAGUAUAGUAUAAUAAAAAAUGUCAUAGUAUACCAUGACAAAAAUUCAAAAUUUUUGUACGAAAAGAAGUCACAGUAAAGUAUGAUUAAAUUACCAGAGUAAAGUAUUUGAAAAAAUGGUCAUAGUAAAGCAUGAAAAGAAUUAUAAAUUUCCGUACAAAAAAAGUCAAAUUAUAGCCUGAUAUAGAAUGUCAUAGUAUACUAUGACAAAAACUUUUAAGUAUUUGUAUAAAAAAGUCAAAGUAUAGUGUGAUAAAAACUUUACAUUUUAGUUAGAAACAAAUUCAUAGGAUAGUAUGAUAAAAACUUUACAUUUUAGUUUGCAAAAAAUUCAUAGUAUAGUAUGAAAAAAAUGAUCAAAGUAUAGUAUGUUAAAAAAUGUCAUAGUAUAGUAAGACAAAAAUUUCAAAUUUCAGUAUGAAAAAAGUCAUAGUAUAGUACGACAAAAAUAUUAUAUUAUAGUUUAAUAAAAGAAAUGUGAUAGUGUACUAUGACAAAAACUUCAAAUUAUAGUACAAAAAAGGUCAUAAUGAUUUAUGAUAAAAAAUAUCAUAGUAUAGUAUGACAAAAACUUUACAUUUUAGUUUGAUAAACAGUAAUAGUAUAGUACUGCAAAAAUAUUAUAGUAUAGUUUAGUCAAAAAAUGUCAUAGUAUAGUAAGAUAAAAAUAUCAUGACAAAACUGUCAUAGUAUAGUAAGAUAAAAUAAUUCACAUUAUAGUUGUGAAAAAAGUCAUUAUAUAGAUUGAUCAAAUAUAAUAGUAUAGUAUGAUAUAAAUGUCAUAGUAUAGUAUGAUAAAAAUUACAAAUUGUAAUGUGAAAACACACUAUCACAACUAUCACAACACAACUAUCAUAGUAUAGUAUAAUUAAAACAUGUCAUAGUAUACCAUGACAAAAAAAUUCAAAUUUUUGUAUGAAAAGAAGUCACAGUGUAGUAUGAUAAAAUUAUCUUAGUAUAGCAUGUGAAAAAAAGGUCAUAGUAAAGCAUGAAAAAAUUACAAAUUCAAGUACAAAAAAGUCAUAGUGUAGCUUGAUAAAGAAAUGUCAUAAAAACAAAAAUAUCAAAUAUUUGUAUGAAAAAACCUCAUAGUGUGAUAAAAAUAUCAUACCUAAACACCAUAGUAUAGUAAUGUCAUAGUAUAGUAUGAUAAAAAUAUCACAUUUUCAUAUGAACUAUUCAGGAAACUCCUCAAGCAUGAAAAAUAUAGGGUGCGCUAGCGAGUAAUUUUUCUUUUCAUAAUUUCUUCUGUUUACACAUCUCACCUUGAUGUGAUUAUUUUGAUUUGUGGAAAAGAGUGUUUGUCUUACCAUUGGUUCCAAUCUUGUACACACCAAAUCCCUCUGUGCUUAUUUGAGAGAGUGUGGAAGAUGCCCUCCACAGCGCUUACCGAAACACUUUUUGAGGGGCUGCGUCCUGUUGCCAUCUUGUGGCGUUGCUGUCUUCAGUUAUGUCUUCCACUAGUUUACCAAAUUUGCAAUAUGCCUCACCAGUGGCCGAUUUAAAGGUGAGGAGAGGAGCUGAUGUGAUUGGUAAAAACAGGACUCGGCUGUGUUAAACCCACUCCACGCCUUCUUCCCUCCCUCUUUCUUACUCAUGUAGCUGGGAGGAGCUGAGUUAGGGAGACACCUCAUUGCACACCUCAUUGAUGCGGCGGACCUGACCUACGCCGUGCCCACGCCACACCAAAGCAUGAAACUAGAGCUCUCAGAGAGAAACUGCAAGGAAGAGGGGGUUUAAGUGUGUCGAUGAGUCAGACAGACUCUCAUUUACCGCAUACACAUGGGGGGUGUUUUUCUCUGACAUUAUGCUCAGGGUGGGAAUCUCCGGUGCAGCUGGACUGUGGGCAUACUGUGCUCAUUUACAGCCUUUAAACCCCUCUUCUUACAGCUUUGAUAGUAGCUUUGCAGGAUCGAGAGCACAAAAAUCUUUACUUCUCUCAGAGUGGUUACAUUUAUGAUGCAAAAUCAGGAUUUGAGCUAAUCUUGUGCAGAUCCUGCUUAGUUCUCAUAUGAGUUUAUUGAGUAACACAAUCAAAUGCUAAAUUUGGCAGAUGGUUAGCCAGUGGUGAGAGGCUAAGAAGCUGUAGUGAUAUGUACACUGUCGCAGAGUAUUUCCACUUCUGGUUGAAUGUUCAAGUAAAAUUAAUGCUUUAUUAAUGUUUCAAAUGUGCAAACUACCAUAGAAAGCUGAUUCACUGAGGUGUAAAACAGAGAACUAGACAGAGGUGUGGGGAAAAGAAGGUAUAGGAGAAAGGAUAAAUGCUUCAGAGCGUGUAAGAGGAAUACAGGAGGGAGGAGAGCGCGGGGAAAAGUGAUGAAGAUGGCAGGGAGGAGGUAAAAAUGGAAAGAGAUGUAAGGAAGCACGCCAGAGGGAUGGUGGGAGGAUGCAGAGGGAAACGUCACUGGGACUUUCCCUAAGCUUUUCUCUCCCCCCUCCUCCCUGAUUUGUCAGAGCGGGUGGUGGGAGAGACUCUGCAAGUCACGCACAGCGGCUCACCACCUUAACUCAGCCACAUUGUGCGUCUCUCCAACAAGAGCCAGGACUAACCAGGCAGUAAAUUCAGUUUUUAAGUAGAGUUUGUUUUUCCAUCUUUGCUGACCUUAAGGAUUGGAAACCUCUCUGAAGAUACUUUUCUGACAAGCUUUUCUUUGAGACUUCACCUCACUGAUUGGAUUUUACACUGAUUUAAACCUCGAGGAAAAGGGACAUCUCUUCCUUUCCUGGAUUUGACUGUUUCUCGUGUUGAGUCAUUUUCCUUUUUCCUUUUUUGGAGAUGAGAUCCAGCUUUAUGCCCAUCAAGCCUGUAGCUACACAGCAAUGCAGCGUGAGUGUUUACAAGCUGAUGUUUGUGCGCCCGUGUCCUCACGUGGUGCGCUGCUAGUCCUCGCAUCUGUUUUUUUGGGAGGAGGUUGAAAAGGGAAGUUGCAGCCUGAGGGUUUACCCAGAAUGAACUUGGAUACAUUUUAGCAGUAAACAUCACUUAUCUGUAAUGUGAAGCAGUUUUCCUCCGACACAGAGAGUCUUUGUUGACUUCAUGAAUUUUAGAACAAACUAGCCGGCAGGGCUGGUUCUGCUGUUAAACAUUUACAAGCACAGCAUCCUUAAAAAGUUGCUAAAUUGGUUUGAAGGAAAGUUGGAUACUUUGGCUCUUCCUCUUUUAUGGAAGAGAACUCUUAAUGAUAUUAUUUAAUUAACAGGUACGACUUCCUAAUGUGGAGCAAUUUGUAAAAGGGUGUAACUAAUUGCUUUAGUGGUUGCUGAAUCAAUACAUACUAAUGCUUUAUUGAUCAUCCAUUAGCUGUUGAUAAAACUCUGUGCUUGCCAGAUUGUCUGACUGAUGUUUGGUUGUGUUAUCCUAAAUUUACAACAUAUUCUUCUGUUUUACUCAUAUUUUUAGGGCUUCUGUGAUUUCUCCAUCACUCAAUAACAAAAGUCAAUCAUAGAUUUACGAAUCUAAAUUUGUUUUAGAUUAUCAUCAGUCAUAAUAAUAUAUAAAUUUUCUCCUUUAGUCAAUUUUUUUUAACUUUAGCUACAGCAGGCACCAGUUCCCAGGGGAAAAUCUCUAGAAAUCCACUUCCUAUGCACUUCCUGUUUAGUGCCCAAACAGGAGACAGCUCAGGCCUUUCCAAAAUUGGUCCCUCCCCACUUCUAAUCCAUCACACAGUGAAUUCACUUGAAGUCAGCUGAAUGAAGUAACCCUUCAUCAGGGCGGAGGGCAAAGUUUUGAGACAAACUCCAGGAAACAGGAACUUUAUGUAAUGUUGUUUUUAUUUCACUCGAACAAUAAGUCAUCUGCAUAGAAAGAUGUUUGGCAGGAACAUUUAGAUUACCUCACAAUAUGUGAAAACACUCCCUUCACUUUCGGUCCUCUUACAUGUCUAAUCCUUUAUAAUCUGAUGUUGAUGAUCCGCUCAGUUGUUGCAAGUCCGUCCAAAAAUAAAACACUUCUUAAUCAAACAAACACUUCUACAACAUCCAGUGCAAAGUGAGUAAAGCUGUGCCACAAAAAGUUCAACUGCAAAGAUAUGUCAAUCCUCUUAACUUUUUUUCUGCUGCUCCCAAGUGACUAAAAGCUCUGUCACAUAUGAAGGACAAUUUUUUUUAAAGGCACUGUUAGGAGUUUCUACCUGGUCAGAAACAGAUUGAAACUUACACCGACGCCGCCAUAUGACCUUCAAAAGCAAAAAAAGACCAUCAGCAACAACUCUGGUCAAAAGUGCGAGGAGAGGGCAGGUGUCAGACAAGAUGAAAAAGUAGCUUUUUAUAUUUUUCAUACAGCAAAUAUUUGUCUUUUUGUCUGAAAACUCAAUUUUCACAUGUACAGGACAAUAAAUAACAGGUAUUAUUUGGCCACAGGGGGCGCCAUUGCUAAUGCAAACUAAAAGUUCCUCACAGCAGCUUUAAGAUACUGCUUUUGGGAGAUUGGAGUAGUUUUGUCACCGCUGAGUAAAAUUGAUAAUAAAACGGUAAAAUAAUCAAAACCACAGCUUAUAAGAAAAUGCUAACCAACCUGAAUUUUUAGAGUAAUUUAAGGGCAACUUGUAUGUUGUAACCUCUUUAAACUUACCUGUAAGGCUUUAAAUAUACAUGGCAACUUUGUGUAGAGCUGAAGGUCUAUCACUGUACAUGAGGUCUAUAGUAUCUGCUAAAUGUCAUCAUUUUUCAUGGUUAUUUCACCACAAGCUAUUUCUUUUACACUUACACUCUUUAUAACUGUUCUACCACGCACUUAUGUUGUUAUGGCAGGAAAUCCCUUGACAAAGUGACCUCAAAACUACUCCAUCCAAGUGACCCCAAUCCAAUCCUGAUUGAAUUUAAGCCCCCAACCCAAACCUGACCCCUACGUUAACCAGCCUGCUGUGUCCCCGACUCCAGUUUUAAAGGUUAUUUACUUAUUUUCAAGUUGUUGGAUCAGAAAUCUAGAACUAACCAGUCUAAAAGUAACUGAACAAUCAGAAGCUCAACAGCAAUAAACUGAGGAUUAUGAAGUCUGGGGAUAAACCACAUGCCUUCAGGUCCCUUGCAGAUUAACUCCCACAUGCUUGGGCUGAUUACACAUUUCCCUAAUUAUAUGCUUGUUUAACCACACACAGUACACCGAUAUACAAUUUCAUCUCCAUUUUUUUUAAAGAUCAAGAUAUUAUCUGUCAUGUUUUUUUUACAUCAAGGUUACAGAGCAUUACAACAUUAUGGCAGAAACUGGAAUAACAGUCUGGGUUAGAGGCAGGUGGCUGCUUCAGGCAAAAACAUGUGACCAGCAUUAAAUUAGUCACUUUUAUGUGAGCACAGUUAUUAACAUAAUAAGAUUGAAAUAGAAUGUCUAAUGAUGAAUAUUACAGAGAUAUCAUGUGAGUCUUUGGUGCUAAAAUUAAAGGUUUGUGUUGCGAUGAUUAAAUCAGCAGCUCAGACUUAAACCUCUUCAUUCUGGACACUUUCACCCCCUCAUACAUGUCACUCCCACACACCUCCUCUGCAUUAACUCAUAACUUGGGACCCAUUAUUAAUCACUUCUCGACAAGUUCAACCGCAUUAAACUGUCUUUUUAUAUGUAAUGACAACCGCCAGGUCGGCCAAAUAGAUCCACAGGAGGGUUUUACUGCAGAGUUGCUCCGACCUCUUCAUCAGUAAUUUCCUGUUUCUGUCAAGAGCCUCUUUAAUUAGUCAGAACCUCUGGAAUCAUAGCAGUCCUCCCCCUUCAGUACCUCCUCUCCACGGCUAUAUUUAUCACCGUGCUUGGAGAACAAACCAGCUCCAGGGACUCCUGCUCUUGUGUGUUCAGGCAUGCUCCCUCGUGUGUGCUUUUGUGAGUGUGUCCGUGUAUUAAGUGUGAAAUGUUUCGGCAGGGAGCGAGUGUGCUCAGGGUGGAUAUGUGGAGCUUUUUGCAUACAUGCAUGGGAUGAAAUAUUCAGGUAACAUUCGGGCGGGCACUCUAGUCUUGGAAAUGCUUUUCUCUCUCUCUACAUUUCUGCUCCCUUUUUGCAGAAACACUCCAUGCGGGUACAUUUCCCUCAUUAUUCGUUAUUAUUUUGCUUUUCUUGAAGCAGCAGCUUUCCCAAAAUGAGAUGCUUAGUUGGAAAAAAGGACAUGCUCGCACUGAACAGGGGUUUAAACGUAGGACAAAGAGCGGUACAGUGAAGGGGGGUGCACAGAGAGUUGUUGUUGCCUACAGGCUUGAAAGCACUUUCUGCAUUAUACAUCAGCCUCUUUCUUGUUAUGUUUUUUUUUCUUCCCUUCUUCUUCCUUCCUGCUCCGUGUAACUCCAGGAGAUAUCAAAGGCAUCAGCUCCUUCUUUAACAUCGACUAGAUCCAUUUCCAGUUGAAUGCUGGAACACAAAUGCAACAUGCAGCAACAACUAGUGCUGUGUAUCGUACAUCCAGAAAGGCAUUGUGGAGGCCCAUUGUCAAGAGGCACUCAGGCUGCUCAGGGGCAUGUAGUACUCCAUAGGAAAUGCUGAAAGGGGGAUUGAAAGGUGGGGUGACAGAGCUUAAUAGAGUAGAGGAGUGGGCUGUGAAAAGUAAAUGAGGUUGUGUCCUUUGGUAUUUAUAGGUCGACGCUCUCACAGGUCUGUCUGUCCUCUAUAUGAGUCGGGUGACCUUAUGGUAGGUAUUGACGGGGCUGUAUCGGUGAAGAGCACAGCAUCGUCCUCUCGCUCUUUUCUCUUUCUUUCCAUGUGACAGAAAGCGUCGCAGCAAACAUCACCGUGUCUGAGAAUAUGUUAGACAGAGAACAUUGUCAGACUCCUGAUUCAACAAAGAGUGUUUCUUAGCAGUUGCGUGGAAGGAUGUUUGUUCAGUCCAUAAAACCUUUAGGUGUCACCAUCUUUGUUAGUUCACAACAGGAUUAUUAAGGUGUCAUUUAAAUGUCGUGUCUAAGCUUUAGCGCAGCCACUAUUCUAGCUUUAGCUCUGGCUAAUCGUCCCUCUUGCAAUGCUGUGAUACUCUACCGUCAGUAUGUAAACAAACAGUUGGCAUCUCACUGCACAGUGUGAUUGGGCAGUAUUUUUGAACUCACAACAAUACAAAUUAAAUUAAGUAAAUCAUCUACAUACUCAAAAGAUGAGAUCGGCAAGGUGGAAGGUGUUACAAAUUUUUAUGUUACCUGUUUCCGCAGCACCAUGGAGGGCUAGAAGACAUCAGCCCCUCUGAAGAGGUGACAGAUACGGAGGAUAAUGAAGAGGAGGACCUGGGUGUCCUGGAUGACCAACGGAGCAUCAUCCUCCACCUGCUCUCCCAGCUCAAACUGGGCAUGGAUCUCACACGGGUACAGCAGUAAAACUCACUUUUAGAAAUGUGAUCCCCAGGAGCCUAGGGUGACAGAUAAGGAAAGCCAUAAGCAAAUCUGCCCGCACAAACAUUUGUAAUCCAUGUGCACAAAUUAUGAAAAUAUCAUCUCAUCCUUUCAUUCUCAUAAUCUUUCCCAGGUGGUUCUACCUACCUUCAUUUUGGAAAAGCGAUCACUUCUGGAGAUGUACGCCAACUUCAUGGCCCACCCUGACAUGUUCCUGUCAAUCACAGCAGGAGCCACCGCCGAGGACAGAAUCGUCCGUUUUGUCGAGUACUACCUGACCGCUUUCCACGAGGGGCGGAAAGGAGCCGUGGCCAAGAAGCCGUACAAUCCGGUGCUGGGAGAGACCUUUCAUUGUUCCUGGGAGGUGCCUUGGGAUAAAGUCAAACCUUUGGUCAGAUCCAAUCAAGGGUCCUCAUGGGAGCCGACAAGGGGGUCCAAUAACGCACAGCAGGGGGACGAUUCACCAGGAGGGUGCUAUAGGGUUCGGUUCGUGGCCGAGCAGGUUUCCCAUCAUCCACCUGUGUCGGGGUUUUACUGCGAGUGUCGGGAAAGGGGGAUGUGUGUCAAUGCCCAUGUGUGGACCAAGAGCAAGUUCAUGGGGAUGUCCAUAGGAGUGUCCAUGGUGGGAGAAGGUGAGCUGAACAACGACUGAAAGGGAUAUUCUGGCGUAAAAUUAAGUUAGGGUCAAACACACUGUAACACCGAGUUAGACACCCCCUCGAGAGAUAAAUGUUGCUGACUGCUUGUUUCUCUAGUUAUACCAACUUUAGUAACGACCGCACGAUAGCAAUACACAGCCGUCUGAGUAGCCAUAAACAAACCUCAACCAAAACUAUAGAGUGGCUCUUUGGUUGAGCGCGUGGCUCUCAGUAUUGCUAUCCUGCGGUCAUUACUAAAGUUGUUAUAACUAGAGAAGCAAGCGGUCAGCAACAUUCAUCUCUUGAGGGGGUGUCUAACUCUGUGUUACGGUGUGUUUGACCCUAACUUAAUUUUACGCCGGAAUAUCCCUUUAGGAAAUGCUGAUAAGAUGUGAUAAGACUGAUAAGACUGUCAGAUCUGAUACUGUCAUCCUCUGCCUGAGACACUUCAUUUUGGCUGCUUUCCCCAUGAUAAUUAACUUUGGCUCUUCUUGUGGGUGUUACUUUUUACACAGCUUUGCAAUUACUAAACAACCCAAAACUCAUGCCUCUUAAGUCUGAGGCGUUUUUUAGCAAUACCUGCAGUUUAAUGGUCCCUGCAGUGGUUCACAGAAGGUCCUAAAAGAUGGAGCCGUGCCAGGUUUUCACUUGCAGUCGAAGACAAAAUGUCAAAGAAUCAUUUAAAAAAAGAAAUGCUGUUUGUUUGGCCGGUGGUCACAGUGUCCUGUCCUUUAUGAAAGAGCCUGAGACCUCUCCCAUGGCAAUCAAUAAUCCAGUCCUGGCUGUCAGCGCCAUCACGCUGCGCUCUGCAGACUGACUUUAAUGAGUCACCCUGAGCAGAGAGAAACAGGAAGUCCUUGAGGCCGAUAGACUGAAUCUGGAUACCUGACCUGAUUCGUUCAGACACCGCCGCUCAGUGUUCCCGUGAAUACCUGUCAGCAGGUCGUGACGCAGCACUCCAUCAUGUGGUGCAGAGGCUUGUGCUACCGUCAGAGAACAUGGCGAAAAUAUCGAUAACUGUUUUUCCAGCGGUGGCUGCUUUCCUGAUUGCGGUUGAUUCUGUGUUAUAAACGGCCGAGACUUGACGGACUGAGAGUGAGUCAGCAUGUCAGGAAAGGAACACAUGAUGGAGUUAUACGCAAACUUAUGAUCGGAUGUAAAACAUUAGGUGAUAAAGUUUCAGUUUUUCCACAUUAGGGGUGAGGCAGAGAGGCUUCCAGACCCAGUUUGUGCAGACUUUCACCUCUCUGUGAAGAAGGUAAAACCAGGUUAAGUAACGUGGGUCAUAACAGUGAGGAUUUAAACCUCGUCUUCAAUCAGCUGCAUAAAAAGUCCUUAAAUAAACUGAAGUGCUGAGACUGUAUUUCUUUUUAAAAUAUCUUCAUGACUGUCAAACUUCAUAACUUAACAUUCUUAGAGGAGCCCUUCUGCAUAAUUCAUACUUUGACUGCUGAUACUUUAAGUACAUUUUAAUUACAAAACUUCUGAAACUUUAUUCAAGUAGAAUUAUAGAUGCAGAACUUAGUGACUAUUUCAUACUUGAGGAUUUACUUUGACUGGGAAGAAAUACACUGGAUCUCAGUUAAGGCUCACCGGCUGAUCUAUCAUUUUUCUUUGAGGAUAAAAUCUUAAUAUGAGAGAAAACUGGAACAUUCCCAAAGUUUAAUAAAGGCGUCUACACCGGGUAAUUUCACUCCUUCGACCCUAGAUGCAGACACGUGAGGUGCAGAGGGGAAACAGAAAGACGUUGUUUCCAACAAAAUAAAUCCACUUAUGCACCAACAGGGUGACUCAGACGAUGACUAACUUGUGCUCAGAGUCAAUCAGGAGUUUUAUGUUUUAAUGCCUUCUCCUCUGGGCCUCCUUUCACCGAGGACACACAGUAUACACUGCUUUAAGGAGAUAUCGGCUGGUUUAGUGCAAAGUGUAUGCUUUUGCAGUUAAUUACCUAAAUAUUUAACAAUUUUUGCAGCGGAAAAAGAAGGCCUUUUCUGCAUAUUUUUGAUCCCAUCGUGAUUUUUUUCUCUCCUCCUUUUCCUUCUCUUCCCAGGGGUCCUCUGCCUCCUCGAACACGAUGAAGAGUACGUCUUCACGCUGCCCUGUGCCUACGCCCGCUCCAUCCUCACCGUGCCCUGGGUGGAGCUGGGAGGUAAAGUGUCCAUCAACUGCGUGAAGAGCGGCUACUCCGCCACCGUCACCUUUCACACCAAACCGUUUUACGGAGGGAAGGUACACAGGUGAGUGUUCAGAAGUGGUUAUUCCUCGCAGAUAGACAGCGUCUAUCAGAUCAGGUUUUACAGCAAUCUCUCUCCGUUUGGCACACUCAGGGUGACGGCAGAGGUCAAACACAACCCCACAAACACCAUCGUGUGCAAAGCUCAGGGCGAGUGGAACGGCACGCUCGAGUUCACCUACAGCAGCGGGGAAACCAAAGUGAUCGACACGGCAAAACUCCCCGUCACCAGGAAGAAGCUCCGACCUGUGGACAAACAGAGCAGGACAGAGUCGAGGUGAGGAAGGAUGAGAAGUGCCAUUAAUUGCUCAUGAAUUUCGCUGUAAUUAAUCAUUUGUGUCCUUGCAGGCGGUUGUGGCAACAUGUCACCAAGUCUUUGAAGGAAGGGAACAUGGACGAAGCCACGGAGCACAAACACAAACUAGAGGAGAGACAGAGAGGAGAGGAGAGGCAGAGAGCAGCUGAUAAUAAACCCUGGACUCCUAAAUACUUCACUAAAGAGGUAAAGUGGAGGCGUAUUUGAUUGUAGUCGCUCUGCUGCAGGUUUCCAAGAAGAUUUGAAGGAUAACUCAAUUUUUAGUUACAUAUGCUAAUGCUGCUAUGGUGCCAGAUUCUGAUAUUUUACUUUUCCUGGUAUCAUAUUUGUAUUUUAUUAUGUCAUGUCAUGCCAUGUGUUGUGGCAUCAUGCUGUUUAUUAUAUUAUAAUGUGAAUUACUCACUUCUACAACAAACUGUCAGGUAUAUUGUAGAAGUCUGAGUGGGCUGAUUCAUCGACUACUCAUAGCCCUCAAAGUGUCACCAAAAGUGAAACCAAAAGAAGCACAAAAACAUUUUAUCUUUGUUUCACUUUAAAGAUUUUCACUUUAUUGUCCCCUCGGGGAAAUUUGCUUUGCAGCCUGGUAAAACUCAGGUACUCCAAUCACAGCGCGAUAUUUCAAAGAAUAUAUUCAAGAACGACCAAAAGUAUAAAUUGUCCCGUCAGCAGCGACCAGUAGUUAGAAUAUAAUAUUUCAUGAUGGAUUAUUUUUCAAGAUUUAGUUGCCUGAUGGAUUGUGUUAUAAAAAAAUUCCUCAGCCUGUUGGAGUCUUGAUCUCCUGCCAGAAGGUAGGAGCUCAAACUGAGUGUUCAAAGGAUGUUCUGGACUCUGAACGAUGUCCUCAGCUUUGGAUUUUGCUGUUUCCAGAAAAGUCUACAGACUACCCACUGAGCAAUAGAUGCUAUUAGACGUCUAGUUUUUUAUAGACCUAAUUUCAACCGUCUGGAUUCUGUAAAUUUUUAGACGGAAUUUAGACGUUGUACUUUAACCGAUAACUUUUUAUUUCAAAAAGCAACUGUGAGUUACAUAACUGAUCUUCAAGUACUUAACCAAAAUAAUUAUGAUGGCCGUUAAGCAAAAUACAGUGUAGUAUAGAUAAAGCUCAGAUUUAGACUUUCAUUUUUAGACCUGUGGUUGCCUGAUUUUAGACCAGUCCUCUAGUCUACAUUUAGACGUCUAUUAGACCUCUUUCAGACCAAAACAUGCUCAGUGGGUAUGGUCUUCAACAAUGCAGUCUAUGCUUUUUUUGUCAAAUGUGAGGACAGAUUCCCCUCCUGCAUUGUCAAAAAAGUGCUGUCAGCUUGUUGUUCACUCUACAGAUGUGGAUUUAAACUCCUGUGGCCGUGCAUCUAUAAGAUAUACUGCAAAACGUAAAAAUGUUUGCGAUUACUGACAUCUAAAGGGUUGCCUAUCUGAUUUCUGGAGGGUGAUAACACAAAAGCAGACAAAAAAAACUGUGAAUUUAUUUUAAUGUACCAUUUUUUCCCCUCACAUGUUCAGGGAGACGGUUGGACCUACAACAACCCGCUGUGGAAGUCGACCUGACAACAAAACAACUCCCUGAUCUCACGGACAAUAACCGAGCCCGUCUCUCCACGCUGAGGUCAGGAAGUCAAGCAAAGAGAGCGGCGAGCUCUGUCGACCGUUAAACCUGAACUAUGAAGACUCUCAGAGUGACACAAAAACAGUAAAACUCGCAAGGUGCCAAAGGGAUCUCCACUGUUUUAACCAGGACCAAGUGGUUGGAGCUCUUGGAACAGAAGUAGAUUUUUAUAAAACGAGUAAAUAGUAUUACUAUUCAAAGUAGAGUAUUUCUAUUUUUCACCUUGCCAAGGCCUUUUUUGCACACGCACAGUGAUAAAGUUUGCCACAGAUGUUGUUUUUUUCCGUUCCCAGAGCUUUUAGUUGAAAAUGCAGCGUUAGAAUGACUCGAAGUUUCCUGUUACACAUAAUACUGUAGCUGUACAUGAGUUGUUUCUCGAAGCACUUUUCCCAUUGAAAUAAAUUAAAUAUUUUAUAUCUAUAGCUUUUACCGAUCAGGGUGGUCUCUCAGAGCUUACCAAAAAAAAAAGAACAUUGAAUAUAAAUCAACAGGUAAACAUUAUAUUAUGUGUUAGUAUGUAUUAUUAUACAGUACAUUACAGUGAGCUACUAGAAAGUGAUUGUUUUGUCUGCACUAUGAAUGUAUUUUGGCACAUUUACACAUAAUAAGAUGCUAUUUUUCCCUCUUUUCCUGUUACUACACAUGCAGUUUUGCCCUUUUAUUUUGAAGGUCUCUCCACAUGCAUAAUUUUCAGCCCCUGAGUUAGAGUCAGACCUCUCACAUCUCCAUUACUACCUCUCUUAUCCUACUAUUCCAGCCAUUAGCCUCUUAUUAGUCCAAAACGAAACACAACAAAAGCGUUGUGUUGGUGGCUAAUUUCUCAGUCCUUUAAUCUUUUUUUUCUUUGUUUUUGUUCUCAUGCCCUGAAGAUGGUAAUUGUGUAAUUAGACAUCACAUACCUCCUGGAGUUCAUACUUCUUGUUAGGUUGCUGUGGUGAGGGAUACGGAUGAGGGGGGGCUCAGAGAACACUGGGAGUUUCCUCUGUGAAGAUGAGCAGAUAAUCCACCGGGACAACAAUCACAAAGCAGUCAGAUCCAGAAGGAGAUGUGUUUAAAGCUCAUGUUUUUACAGUCCAUACCUCACAACGACAUGGCCAAUUUCUAACUGAACAGGUUUUUAACAUGUAUCCAGUUCAUUCUGCUUUUAAAUGAAAAAAGAAAUAUGUUUGCCUAUUAUUUUUUGCCUCUUUUUUCAGUUAAUUCCUCACUUGAUCAUUCAUGAAGUCUUUAAAGCCAGGUGAAAUUACCAGAUGCCUCUUUGUAGCAGAUGCAUUUACAUGACAGCAUACAGAAUAGACUUUCGACCAUCCAGACAACUUGUGAUCUGCAGAAAAACCACUGUUCAUUGCUGUUUUACAACACUUCGCCUUACAUGAGAGUUAAGCUUUUUGUUUUUCUUUUAUAUCCAGAAAGGAUCCACUGAAGUAGAUAGUGAUUGUGAUAAAAGAGGGACUGUCCAUAAAUAAAGACCUUCUACUUUUUCUAAUGAAACAUGUCAUCUUGUAGUGUCUUC